Messenger RNA from Pelobates cultripes (western spadefoot toad), 45570 nucleotides. The record is from the annotation of a GenBank genome assembly. Lineage: Eukaryota; Metazoa; Chordata; Amphibia; Anura; Pelobatidae.
GUGUCUCUCGAUCGCACAUGCGCAGUCAUACACAGCGGCAUGCGCAUUGUUAGUGGGUCGGCACUGGGAAGCUGGGAAGGAAGAUAUUUGCUCGGAGCGUAUUAAAGGUCCACAUGCGGCAGCACAGCCGCGCAGUGAGUAUCAUAGUGCAUGUAGAAAUAACAUAAAAUGGCGCUGUUAUGCAAUUCUAUUCCUGCCAGAAAAUAACAACAAACUCGCAGUUAGACACACGUCAUGGAACACAGCUCGCAUUUCUCCCCAUUUAACACUUACUAGCGAUUAUUUGGUGGUUAGUCACCGACAAUAUUAGAUUUAUUCACUAAACUCCGAAUAGCAGCGGAUUCAAAUGCGAGUGGUUAGAUUAAGGAUCAAAUGCUGAUCAGCAAAAAGUCUCUAGUUUAGCUGUGUCGCUGCUUGGCUGUUUUAACAUUUUUAAUUUUUUUUUGGAUUUUUAUUUCAUACAAUUUUGAGUGAAUAAUAGACAGUGGGGCUUAUUUACUAAACUCUGAAAUAAAGCAAAUGGAAACAUUUAGUCUAAGACAGCAAAGUUUUAACUAUAGCUGCAAUGAAGAAUGUCUUCAAAUCCACUAUUUUACCCUUAAUGUUGUCAUUCAGAUGCAGUUUUUGACAACAUGCAGUUUAGUGGAGGUUUGCUUCCUCAGUCUCUUGUCAGGGUGGUCCCAUCAUUUAGGGUGAAGCCCCUGUGUUCGGAAGCCACGGAGUGCCCAGUGUCUUUGUUGAUUGCCAUUGCUGAGUUGCCUAUUGUGAACUUUGGGCCGAGAGCCCUAAGUUCAGCUCAGAUUCCUCUCCCACCCCCCCCUUAUCUAUCGCCUGUCCCGCCUUCCUCGUUUGCCCCCGGUGGUGUACCAGAGGUUUUGCAUCAUGUUUAAUUUGUCAUGUAAUAAGAGCCCUACAGGUAGCGUCCUGUGUUGUUACCUCUUAGCCCGCCUUUCCCCCUUGGUCACGUGCGCAUGGGGUGUGGGAAUGUUCCAUGUGUGUUUGAGUUUUUAUGUAGGUGUCCCACAUGAUUCCCGCUCUCUAUAUAUGUUUUUUGGGGCUAAUAUGCUUAAGGGCCAUUGACUCGUAGUCUAGGUUCAGGGUUAUCUGCGCUGUAAGGGCAGUACGACCCAGUAUUUCUGUAGAUUUCCAUGCUCUGGCUAUCAGCAAAUUUGCAGCCAUGAGGACGUGGAAAAGUAGGGUAGAGGCCGGUUUAGAGAUGUUUUCCAGCGGCAUGAAUAGGAGGCAUCAGGUGUGAGUGUGAUGUCCAUCCCCAAUGCGUCUGAUAAUACGUCUCCCACCAUACGCCAAUAUCCCUCGAUCUUGGGACAAGUCCACCAAAUGUGGUACAUCGUCCCCGUUUCCUGUAAACACCUCCAGCAGGAGCUGGUAGUGUUCGGGUAGAUUCGCGCCAGUCUGUCCAGUACCAUAUACCAGCGAUACUGGAUUUUUCUCAUCAGUUCUAGGUGUGACGCACAGCUUGUCUUUCCCUUGUGAGCUAACAUUGCUUUUUUCCAGCUUGUGAUGUCAAAUGUUUGGUUUAAGUCGUUGUGCCAGUCGAGCAUACAUUUUUCGUAGCUGCGUGCUGCCGGGACUGUCAGUACUCGGUAUAUAGAGGCUAGUAACUUGUUUGGCAUGAUAGGGGCUAGGAAUGCUUUAUCAAAAAAGGCCAUGGUCGGCGAGUGUGAAAAUGGGGGGUUGUGUGUGAGGAGCACUUUUAGUUGGAAGUAUGAGAACAAUGCCCUCGUCGGUAGUUUGAAUUUAUGUUGGAGGUCUGGGAAUGGCAGUAUUCUAUUGUCUCCAAACAGUUGGCCUAUGGAUCGUGUAUUCUUUUUAAAGGGACACUUUAACACCAGAACCAAGCACAUAGACUGUCCCUGCAGUCUUAGCAGUGAAAAUACUUUUUCUUAAAAAAAAGUCAUUGAUUACGUUGGGAUCUGUAAUAUUGGGAAUUCAUGUUUGUAUUUCUAGCAUUAUAGUGUUCCUUUAAAUUUCCUAUUAAGAAAAGGUAGUUCGUAGUUAUACUGCUUGUAGACUUUAUGCCAACACACAGGUAUUCUGGUUGUAAUUUUGUUAAGCUGUCAUUUACUAGCUCAAUGUUUACAUGGUAUUGUUUAUUCCUCUAAAGAGCACUAGCCAUUGGCAAGUAAAAAUUUAGCCCUGGCGAGUAGAAAAUCAACUCCUAGCUGGUAUGCUAUUGCGUACAGUGGCGAAUGACUUUUGAGGCCAGUUUCAUAGCACAGGGCUACACAUUUCAAGCCAUAGUGAGACUGUUGGGCUAUUUACUAAAUCAGGAAUUUAGGGCUGUUCUUCCCAGCUGGUGACAGUUGGUCCUACUUGCAUGACAGGUACACUUUAAUAAGGAACAUGUUGGCGAACAUUAAUGAUGAAUUGGUGAUGGUUGUAGGUAGAGGUGGAAUUUGCAACAUAAUGGCAAGGACCACUAUAAUGCCCGGAAAACAAACUUGUUUUCCUGGCACUAUAGUGCCCUGAGGGUGCCCCCACCCUCAUGACCCCCCUCCUGCUGGGCUGAAGUUGGAGGAAGGGGGUUAAAGGAACACUAUAGUUACAUAAAUUACUUUAGCUAAAUAACGCGGUUUUAGUGUAUAGAUCAUUCCCCUGCAAUUUCACUGCUCAAUUCACUGUCAUUUAGGAGUUAAAUCACUUUGUUUCUGUUUAUGCAGCCCUAGCCACACCUCCCCUGGCUAUGAUUGACAGAGCCUGCAUGAAAAAAACUGGUUUCACUUUCAAACAGAUGUAAUUUACCUUAAAUAAUUGUAUCUCAAUCUCUAAAUUGAACUUUAAUCACAUACAGUAGGCUCUUGCAGGGUCUAGCAAGCUAUUAACAUAGCAGGGGAUAAGAAAAUCUUAAUUAAACAGAACUUGCAAUAAAGAAAGCCCAAAUAGGGCUCUCUUUACAGGAAGUGUUUAUGGAAGGCUGUGCAAGUCACAUGCAGGGAGGUGUGACUAGGGUUCAUAAACAAAGGGAUUUAACUCCUAAAUGGCAGAGGAUUGAGCAGUGAGGCUGCAGGGGCAUGUUCUAUACACCAAAACUGCUUCAUUAAGCUAAAGUUGUUCAGGUGACUAUAGUGUCCCUUUAAACACUCACCUUUCUCCAGCGCCGGGGACUCUCCUCCUCCUUUGGACAUCAUCGGCUGAAUGUGCAUGCGCGGCAAGAGCCACGCGCACAUUCAGUCAGUCCAUAGGAAAGUAUUCUCAAUGCUUUCCUAUGGACGCUGGCGUCUUCUCACUGUGAAAAUCAGAGUGAGAAGCGCGGAAGCGCCUCUAGCGGCUGUCAAUGAGACCGCCACUAGAGGCUGGAUUAACCCAUAUGUAAACAUAGCAGUUUCUCUGAAACUGCUAUGUUUACAGCAGGCAGGGUUAAACCUAGAUGAACCUGGCACCCAGACCACUUCAUUAAAUUGAAGUGGUCUGGGUGCCUAUAGUGGUCUUUUAAUCACUAAAGUAUGAAUUGUUAAUAAUUGUAGAUUAUGCUAACUUUAGUGUACCUAUAAUCUUAAUUUUAUUAAUGACAGGAGGCUUCGUAUUUGUUUAAGUCUCUCUUUAUUAGAACUCCACAGCAGCACAGAAAAACAACCAAUCAGAAAAAAGUUAGGUACUAUAAAACUCCCCUCCCCAUACAUAAUUUCUUCUUUCAAGCUGCGACAAAACAGAACAAAAGGCAAAAAAUAUAAUGGGGAAAAAAAAGUCCUAGAUACAAUGAAUACAACAAUGUCCACCAUCCGAACUGCCAAACUAGAUAGCGUUGAUAGACUGUAAACUGAAACGAGAAAAAACAGAAUCGAGUAGGUUGGUUAGCCAAUGAAAUGUACUCUGAACAAACAUGUAGGUACCCAAUGUAGCAAUCAAAAUUACCUUAAUACGUAGAUAUCCCUACCCUACUUAUGGAAAAUAGACAUAAGAACAAGUGGCACGUAGCAGAGACAACAAGCAGAGUUGCAUACGUACCUGAUGAACCCAAACUAUUAAAAUUAAACGAGAGGGAUAAGAAUGGGCGGGAAAUACUCACCUCCUGUCAUUAAUAAAAUUAAUAUUAUAGGUACACUAAAGCUAGCAUAAUCUACAAUUUUAUAACAUGACAGGAGGCUUCGUAUUUGCUGUUUUAACGAUCAGCCAACAAAUCCAACGCUGUUUGUUUCGCUGGUACCUAUUCCGGGAUAUACUAGAGCAAUCCUAAAUGGACCUUCCAACAGUGAGAAGUGACAUUAGACGGAUCGAUGAAGAUGCCAGCUGUCGAGGCACCCCAAAAAAUACGGAAAAGCACUCUACACUGGUAGAUCCAUUGUACGUGGGGUUGCGACCUGUUUCCUAGCAACCGAUCCAUGAGCUGCCAAGCUGACCUAUUAACCAUUUUCCUGUAGGUGUAAAAUGCCGAAGGUCAUUUGCGGACUUAGGGCCGCGAGAAGAAACUGGCACCAGGUCUCGACUCUUGAUGUGGAAGAUGGCUCCUCCGGUCGUGCCAGGGUCACUAAGUGAUGUGGUCCUGCAGGCAAAUCUCCAACCUCAAGUAAUGCGCCGAGGUCUACCACCAAUUCCGUAACAGAACUGAGUAGGGUCAUUUCAUUCCCUCACGACCUAACCAGUGAGUUGUUUCAUCUGAGAAUGAAUUUAUUAUGCAGGCUAGGGUGCGGUCAAACUAGCCGUAUCCUAAGUGAUCCCAGUAAUCCAAAUGGUCUGUGUAAGGAAGGAACUCCCAAAUGACGUCCAAUCAGGGUCCCAAGCCGAACUUGUGUAGUGAAACGGUGGUCAACUAUCCUGGGGAUUGUGAAUCCCGGGAAUAUCCAAAUGGAGAGAAACGUAACCAGGGGUUGAGGUUUCCAUCCAGAUAUAUCGUCGAAGAACGAUAAGAUGUCCGGAUCCAAUGUUAAUUGGGACCUGUAUAACAAAGAAGAGUCCUCCCAUGCUGUAGUGGGAGAGUGAAAGAAUCAGAUUACUCGUUUGUACGAUUCUGUUCCAUGCCUGACCUGUCAAGAUUUGUGCAGGAGCUCCUGGUCUGCAUGCCACCUACAAGAUAGACCCUAGGUCCCUGUACUUCUGACUGUCUGGGCACGUCUCUCCAAUGUAGUCCCUAGGUCAGGGGACCCAGGAAUGUGAAUUCGAGAACCGAAGUCAAGGCAUCCCUAUAGAGGAAUACCUCCUCCUUAGCCUGGAGUCCCGCGAACUCAUAGCGUUCUCUACUGCAGGCAAGGCCUAAAGUCUUUUCACUCACGACAGGUGACUCCAGAGAGCAGAUAUAACAAAAACACGAAUCUAGCUCCAAACGUCCGAAGCAGGUGUUAUCCAGUUUGGGAACGUCGUCAGCCAUAUCCGAGCCUGCUACACAGCCUGAGCAGUACUCCAGCGUUAGGAUGCGUCCCAACUAGUGAUGUCCGUGAAGGAGCCAGGGACACACAGGGUUCCUCCAUAGAGUCCAAGCAGGUCUCCAUGAUGGUAGUUGAAUAGGUGGGUUAGCGAGAACCCAAAACCAAGACUGUGGUUAUGGUGUAUGCAGGGUACAGGCUCCCACUGGAAGCAAGUGUAUGAAAUAUGGUGUAGUACACAGUGUGGGACACCUUCAACUGUCCACCAAUGGAUAACCACAUGCAGUAAACCAAUAAACAUAGAGUUAAUCUGAAGGCAGGAACAAUAUAUGCACAGCAUUUGUCCUUAAAAUUAUGGAUUCUCUACUUUAUACCAUCAUUUUCCCAUACCAGGUAUCAAAUCCAAGUCACCUGGGUAAACAUAGACUAUGCAAACAUCUGCAUAUGUCCUAGGUAUAAAUUCACAAGAUGUAUACCCUGAACCCCAUGCUUGCUGCAGGGGAAAGGGACUGCACCAGCCUGUCCAAGAAAGCUAGCAAGACUGCAUGGGAAAGAACUCACACGAGUCUUGUUUACAAUUAGCCCAUAUUUCUUUAUAGCACAAGAAAUAUUGCUGUGCUAUGCACUUUCUCCUUCUUAGAUAUGGGCAUGAGGCCGUGGGCUGCAUUAAUUUACGGCUCCCUGGAGAGGAAAGCCUGCCUCUAACGGCUUCCCGGCGUACAUCUGACAGGGAUAGGCACAUAAAGGAUAUUUAAGGGGACAGAAAGGGGGAAGAAUCCCCAGAGGAGGUGUAUAGAAAGACCAGAGGAAUACAAAACUCCCCACAAACCCCAGAGCAAUAGGCAGAGGGGUAUAAAGCUAAUCACACAAACAAGUCCCCAAAUGAUAAAUAUAUAAAACACUGAAAAUAUAAUUAAAAUCAUACAGCCACCAACUAAUAGCAGGAGGCAGUGGUACUCUGACCUGUACUGAUGCGGAGCAGCAAAGAAAGAGGAAAUUAUGUAUGGGGAGGGGAGUUUUAUAGUACCUAACUUUUUUCUGAUUGGUUGUUUUUCUGUGCUGCUGUGAAGUUCUAGUAAAGAGAGACUUAAGCAAAUACGAAGCCUCCUGUUAUGUUAUAAAAUUCCCAGAUUUUACUAAUAACCUGACGUAAAGUCAUGAUUUUAUUAAUGACACGGAGGCGAGUAUUAUGCUAUCUCUUUCUUACUUUAUUCCUCAGCAGCAAAGAGAAAUAUAAAACUGAAAGAGAAAAAAUUUAGAUAUGAAAUAUAAUAACAGGUACAACCAGAUCUGCCUAGUAACAGGGCAGCCAAUCAGCUUAGUAGGAACAGCCCAUAAAUGUCUCGCUUAGUAGUUCCACUUCCUCUUCUUUGCCUUCUGAACCGAAGACCCAAACCAAACUUCCACAUCAGGAAAGAACAAUCUCCAACAAGGUAGACGUCAUCUUAAAGGACCACUAUAGUGCCAGGAAAACAUCCUCGUUUUCCUGGCACUAUAGUGCCCUGAGGGUGCCCCCACCCUCAGGGUCCCCCUCCCGCCCGGCUCUGGAAGGGGGAAAGGGGUAAAAACUUACCUUUUUCCAGCGCCAUGAGAGCCCUCCUCCCCUCUCCGCCUCGUUAUGCGCUGAAUGCGCACGCCGCGUUGCCGCAGAUUCAGCCGUCUCAUAGGAAAGCAUUUACAAUGCUUUCCUAUGGACGCUGGCGUGCUCUCACUGUGAUUUUCACAGUGAGAAGCACGCAAGCGCCUCUAGUGGCUGUCAAUGAGACAGCCACUAGAGGAUUAGGGGGAAGGCUUAACCCAUUCAUAAUUCUAUAAUUAUGAAACAAUGGGUUGAGCCUAGCUGGACCUGGCACCCAGACCACUUCAUUAAGCUGAAGUGGUCUGGGUGCCUAGAGUGGUCCUUUAACGAAAUCAAGCUGUAAAACAGAAAAAGUAGGUAAAAUCCAAACUCCGGACCUGCAUGUAACAUUUUAUGACCAUCUGGCCUGCAGGACUAAAAACGUCAAAAUCGUAACCACAUAAGUACAUAGAUCCAAAUACGUCAAGUCAGAGAAAAAAACUGUGAACACUUACCUUGAGGUAAAAGAACCCCCCCCCCCCCAGAUUGAACCAUAAGUAUAGAUCCAAACCAUACCCACUGGGUGGGAGGGUGGGAAUAAUACCCGCCUUAGUGUCAUUAAUAAAAUCAUGACUUUACGUCAUGUUAUCAGUAAAAUCUGGGAAUUUUAUUAAUGACACGGAGGCUCCUAUUAUGCUAGUUUAAAUCUGAGCCACAACUAACGAGGAAACAUGGUCAAUCGGCCGGAAAUAAAAAUCGCGGAACGUAGAUUCUCUAGACCAAUCCGCUGUCUUCAAGAUAUCAUCCAGACGACAUCCCAUCGUGGAGGCCUUAGACGCCAUGGCGCCUCUGACCGAAUGAGCCGAAAAUAUUGAAGUAUCGAUUCCUGCAGCGGAUAGAAGAUUCUUAAUCCAACAAGCUAACGUAGUUGAGACCGGGAGAAACGGUUUCUUAAAGGAAAUAAACAAUUGGGAUAAAUCCGAUGACCUCAAUAGGUGAGUGCGAUCCAAGUACACCCGUAGGCAAGCUACCGGACACAGAGCAGGUCGGACCGAACACCUAGGGUAUGUCACUGACUUAGAAGACGUCUUAGUCCUCCUAGAGAUGUUAAACGACACUCCCUCGGGGGUGAAGGAUAACGCGUUCCAGUCCAAAGCCCUGACAUCUGAAACCCUUUUGCAUGAAAGGAGACACAGGAGCAUAACCAAUUUCCAGGAUAAUUGCUUCAGUGACAGGUCCUCAUUAAGAGGCCAUGAUUCCAAGAAGUCCAGCACCACGUUAACAUCCCAAAACGAUGAAUAUCUGGAUUUCGGAGGCCUAGAGUAACGAAUACCCUUCAACAAACGGCACACAAAAGCAUGUUGUCCAAUCGGUGAUCCGUCAAUACCUAGAUGUCCGGCUGAGAUGGCCGAUCUAUAAACCUUGAUAGUGCGAUAGGCCAAACCAGAUUCAAAACGCGUAGUCAGAAAACUGAGUACCUCCUUCAGAGGGGCAGAAAGGGGAUCCAGCAGUCUCCCCAUGCACCAGCCAGACCACACACGCCAUGCAGACUUGUAAGCUGUUCUGUUACCCGGUGCCCAGACAUUCUCCAGGAGUCUUGUAGUAGCCUGCGGAACGUCCGAGACACACCAGGGUUCCUGGAAAUCAACCAAGCCGUGAGCUGGAGCAGGUUCUGGUCCACUAAUUCGUGCGAGUUCCCAUCCGGAUCCAGAAGCACCUCUGGUCGCAUCCUGAUCAUUCGUAGGUACUCCGCCGCCAUCUCCAAGAGACGGGGAAACCAAGGCUGAGUCUGCCAUAGGGGAACUAUCACCACCAACGUGCACUCUUGUCUGGACAAAUAUGCCAGCGUCCGAGAAAUCAGGUUGAAAGGGGGGGAACGCAAAGUGACGACCCCGAGGCCAUAUCUGCAGGAACGCGUCCACCGCCAUGGCUGAUGGAUCCGGUCUCCAACUGAAGUAUUGGGGUAGUUGAGCGUUCAUUCUGGAUGCGAACAAGUCCAGUUGUAACGGGCCCCAUAGUUGAUCUAUCAGAUGCCAAUCUCCUGAGUCUUUCAAGUAUUGCGAAUUCCAGUCCGCCCAUUCGUUGUCCAAGCCCGGGAUGUGUUCGGCCGUGACCGACACCGCGCUGUGGAGGCAGAACUGCCAGAAAUCCUUCGCUAGAUUCGCCAGUUGGUUUGACUUCGUGCCACCUAGGUGAUUUAUAUAUCUGACCGCAGACUCAUUGUCCAUGCGCAGAAGGACGCAGCAGUUUCCCAGGGUUGGAGACAGGCUGCGAAUAGCGAACGAUCCCGCCAGCAAUUCCAGACAGUUGAUGUGUAGCGUUGAUUUGAUUUCAGACCAUCUGCCACCUGUGGAGACAUCUCCACAGCGAGCGCCCCAGCCAUGCAGGCUGGCAUCUGAUUCUAUCACCAUAUCCGGGGCGGUGCCGAAGAUUGCUCGACCAUUCCAUGCCUCCAUAUGAUCCAACCACCAGCGAAGUUCCUCCUUGGAGUCUCUGUCUAGGCAUAGUUCACUUUCGUAUGAACUGCCCGAGCGAAGGUGGGAUCCCUUCAGACGUUGUAGAGCCCGAUAAUGUAGGGGUCCCGGAAAAAUCGCCUGAAUGGAGGAGGCCAAAAGACCAAUGACCCUCGCCAGUUGUCGUACGGAGAGACUGGUGGUCCGUAGAGUACGUCUUAUUUCUUUCUUCAUAGCCUUUAGCUUGGCCUCUGGAAGGAACAGAAACUGGGCGACCGAAUCGACUUCGAAACCCAGAAAUUCUAUUUUCUGCGUUGGGGUCACCAUGGACUUUUCCCAAUUUAUGAGAAAACCUAAGCUCUCCAGAAGAUCCACCGUCCAACGCAGGUGCUGUAGAAGUUGGUCGGGGGACGCGGACAUAAUCAGUAUGUCGUCUAGGUAGAUAAUCAUGCGUACGCCCCGCGACCUGAGGAACGCCACCACCGGUUUCAUCACCUUCGUGAAGCACCAAGGUGCUGAAGAGAGACCGAAGGGCAGACAGGUAAACCUCCACCGACGUCCUUGCCACGUAAAGUGCAAUAAAUCCCAGUGUACCUCUGCCAUUGGUAUAGUCAGGUAUGCGUCCUUGAGGUCUAGUUUGACCAUCCAAUCCCCUUGCCGAAGCAGAUCUCUGAGGCAAUGUAUGCCCUCCAUCUUGAAGUGAUGGUAACGAAGGAAUCCGUUGAGUCGUUUGAGAUUGAUCACCGGCCGAACUCCUCCGCCUUUCUUGGCGACGAGGAACAGGUUGCUUAGAAAUCCCGAAUGAUCGUACGGGACUUCUUGUAUUGCCCGUUUGGCCAGAAGUUCCGAGAUCUCCUUGGUAAUCAGUCCGGACUGAUCUUCCGGCAACCUCAGUUCCUGAGGUGAAUCUACCUGGAUGGGGGAGAUAAAAGAUCCAGGCGAAAACCUCUGAUAGUAGUUAAAGGACCACUCUAGGCACCCAGACCACUUCAGCUUAAUGAAGUGGUCUGGGUGCCAGGUCCUUCUAGGCUUAAUCCAUUUUUUCAUAAUUAUAGCAGUUUCAGAGAAACUGCUAUAAUUAUGAAUGGGUUAAGCCUUCCCCCUAAUCCUCUAGUGGCUGUCUCAUUGGCAGCCACUAGAGGCGCUUGCGUGCUUCUCACUGUGAUUUUCACAGUGAGAGCACGCAAGCGUCCAUAGGAAAGCAUUGUAAAUGCUUUCCUAUGCGACGGGCUGAAUGCGCGCGCAGCUCUUGCCGCGCGUGCGCAUUCAGCCCAGGAGGAGGAACGGAGGAGGAGAGAAGGAGGAGAGCUCCCCGCCCAGCGCUGGAAAAAGGUACGUUUUUACCCCUUUUCCCCUUCCAGAGCCGGGCGGGAGGGGGUCCCUGAGGGUGGGGGCACCCUCAGGGCACUAUAGUGCCAGGAAAACGAGUAUGUUUUCCUGGCACUAUAGUGGUCCUUUAACACCCACACAUCUGUGGUGAUCAUGCCCCACAUGUCGAGAAACAAAGCUAACCUGCCUCCCUCACUCGCCCGGAGAGAAAAACCUUUUUGAGUACUCACCGUAAGGGCGUCUGUAUGAGGGCUGACCACGUCCUCCCCGAUUCUGCCAUGUCCUCCCGCGGGAGGGAAAGAAGGGAGCGGGUUUGUAGUCCUGAUAGGCCCAAGGGGCAGCAAAGGAACCUCUAUGAGUCCGUGAGGGACCUCGAUUUCCGCGGACAGCUCCUAUACCUCCCGGCCCUGUUGAAAACCUUUAGGCCAAAAACUCGUUUAAAGUUGGAUUGGGCGUUAUCUAUGGCGGUGAAGGUACGCACAAAUGAGCCCAAGUCUUUAACAAAAGACUCACCAAAGAGCAUGCCUUUAGCUGCAGCGCCCGGUUCCUUCAUCGCAAGGUUAACCAGUUUAGGCUCUAUUUUAAGCAAGAUCGCCUUGCUGCGUUCGGCUGACAUAGCCGUGUUAGCAUUGCCGAGUAGGCAAAUCAAUCUCUGGACCUAACCUAUUGCCAUGUCGAAAUCAAGGGGCGUAUCCCCUGUUUUAGCCGUCUCCAAUAGCUCAUAAAGCUUAGCCACGGGACCUAGAGUGUCCAAAAUCUUGUUCUGGCAAUUAUGGAGUGAAAACUCCAAACCCUUUCUGGGUUUCCAAACCGUUUUUGUCAGGAACUGUGAAAUCUGAGGGUCAACCUCUGGCGUCUUACACGCCGCAUCAGGCACUGAGGGCCUUGGGCAUUCGGCCCGUAAUUUACUGCGCCCCUCCUUGGAUAAGGGGGUGCGCAUACGAAGCGCUAGAUAGCUAGCUAUAUGAUCGGGCAGGUCCCAUUCCGCCAAGCGAGGGUGACGGUCAUCAGGAUCGAACAGGAGGUAACCCUGCGGAUCGCAUAUGCCUUGUUCCUCACUCAGAGGUAACACCGAAGCGUCAGACCCCGCCUCCGCGUCGGAGUCCCCUUCCUCAUAAGAGGCGUAGUCAGGGGUGUCUGAACCUGUCUCCCCACUUGGAUCGGAGUCUGACCCGUCAUUGCCAUGGGCACGCAACCUUUUCCACUUUCUGGACGAUUUUGCCCAGCCAGGGGCUCUCUUGCGCGGUAACGCGCCAUCUUGGACGGCCAGAGGCACGUCAGUCAGGGCAGGUACUACCUGUGUCAUAUCGGGGGAGACAUGUUUAGUUUUGGCAUAUGCCUUGCGGCUGACCUGAGGUUGCAGCGCAGGCAGGGGGCUUGCCAACAUAGGAGAAACCAGGGGCUGAGUCAGGGCCUGUUGAAUAGUGUGAGACAGCGAUGAUGAGACUGUCCCCAUGGCAGAGACCAGGGCCCUCUGCAUAGUAGAAUCAAUAAGGGCCUGGAACUCCUGAGAGGGGGUGAGUCCCCCUUCACCUGAGAUAGGGGCCUGAAAGGCUUCCAUGGUGGGGUAACUGGGACAGCCAGAAUCAUCACCCUUAGCCUGCAUGAUAGACAGGAGGGCAAAUAAGCUUGUGGGUAAAAAGGGGUAUGUCCCUUUAAAUAUAUGCACGUAAAAAAUUUAAGCCACAAGAAAUAUUAUGGGAGCCGGGCCACCAGUCUCAGAAUAUAACUGAUAUAACAGGAUGAUGGAACAAACCUAAACUACACUAUAGGGGUUGAGUAACCCACAAAGCAAAUACCUGUGGAGAAAACAAGGGGAAAGGGAGCCGACCGCCGGAUCCGCCAGCAGCCACGUGCGUGAGUGAAGAUGGCCGCCGCAUGCAGAGCAUGCCGCGGCCCCAAAGCUCCUCCCCCGCCUGACAAAUACACCUUAAAGGCACACUAUAAACUUUAGCUUAAUGAAGCAGUUUUGGUGUAUAUAUCAUGCCCCUGAAGUUUUACUUCACUCUUCCAUUUAGGAGUUAAAUCACUUUUGUUUACACAUAUUCAUCUUCAUGUAAACUUCCCUGUGCAAAUCCAUCUUCUAUUUAUGGUUAUCACUUUUUUUUAAUUCUAGUUUAAUGACAAAUUAGCAUGAUCAUAUAUUAAAGGAGCACUAUAGGGUUAAAACCACCAUCUAGCCCCCCUGGUCCCCUCAUGCCUCCCUAAAUAUAGUAAAUCUUACUUGUAUUCAAGCCUGAAGCUGCUGGCUUUGUCACGGUUUCCUUUUGACCUGCCUGCUGACAUCAUCAGAAGUGGCGGCCUGAUCCAAUCACAAUGCUACCCAUAUGAUUGGCUGAGACUGACAAAGAGGCAGAUCAGGGGCAGAGCCAGCAUGAUUCAAACACAGCCCUAGCCAAUCAGCAUCUCUUCAUAGAGAUUAAGUGAAUCAAUGAAUUUCUAUGAGGAAAGUUCAGUGUCUGCAUGCAGAGGGUGGAGACAAUGAAUGUUUGGAUGCAUUUUAGGCAGUCAUGACCCAGGAUGGAUCUCUAACAGCUAUCUAAGGAGUGGCCAGUGAAGUUAUCACUAGGCUGUAAUGUAAACACUGCAUUUUUUCUAAAAAGACAGUAUUUACAGCAAAAAGCCUGAAGGUAAUGAUUCUACUCACCAAAACAAAUUCAAUAAGCUGUAGUUGUUCUGGUGACUAUAGUGUCCCUUUAAUGUUUUGCCUGAGACUAUAAAAAUGUAGAAACUGUUUUACUUUAACACAAUAUACAUUAGUCAUGUUUUUUUACAUACAUAAUUUUACAUUGAGAUGAGAAUCAAUUGAUUAAAAUUUGUUUUGAAAACUUCUUAUCUUGUAAUGCUACGGGAUGUGCUAGUUCAAUCAACCAAACGCUACACUACACAUGACCUUGAUCUUAAUACACAAAGACAGCCAUCUCCUCUAGAAUGGGUGACGAAGUAUAAUGAAUUCAGUCUGUGCUAUUCACAGCCUGGCACAAUUGCACCAUUGACAGCAUUGUGCUCAAGACAAGAUGAUUUGUAUUUGCUAGUGGGCCCACUUUAAAUCACUCCAAUUUGCCUCUAGAGACUUCUUUAAAGGGUAUCUGUCACUUCACAGGUUUUUUAACAUUGUUUAUUUAUCCCGUCUUUUUAACAAAUCUGUGCUUAUGUUGUCAGAGAAAUAAAUAAAAAGCUGCACUGACAGCUUUUUUCAGUCUUCACUUCCUUAUCUUUCUUGAAUGUUAAAGGAACACUCAAUUGCAUUUUCUCAACUAUUUAGUAGAUAUAAACCCAAAUGAAAUAUGCAUGUACUUUUACAGCAUGUUUUGUUUAGGGGCAUAUGAAGAAAAAAAAAAAACACACUUUCAAAGGCUGUCCACCUCUCUAUGAUGCCUGUAGUUUGCUGUUCUGUCCAAUUCUUUUGACUGAUAUUUUGAGUGUACAUUAGCUUGGCAGUUGAAUCUGAACCUUGCUUAAAGGGACACGCAAAACACCAAAACAACUUUAGCUUAAUAGAAUGUUUUCGGUGUAUAGCUUGCUGUCUUACUGCUCAAUCCUCUACCAUUUAGUAAUUAACGUGAAAAUGUCAUGGCAGGGAAGUUUUGCAUAUUUCUACACAAGCUUGACCAAUAUAAUUGAGUGUUUCUUCACUUCAUACUAUUAAAAUCUCGUAUUUUUUUCUAUUACCCCUGUCUCCUGCUGAGAGCACCAGCCAUGUUUCAGUGGGUGUUACAUUUGCAAGGCAUACCUCUCCUGCAAAUUCCUGUUUGGGAAACACAGACUUGUUUCCCAUAACAGGUUAAAAGUCCACCAACACUUUAUUUUGGCUUUGUGGUAUGCAAAUAAAACGUAUCUGUUCUUUCUCUCUCUCUCCAUUAGCAGAUUGCUUGCCCAAAGCUUCUUCCAUGCUGCUUAUACACAGAGCCUGUCCUUACUUCCCCUUGCAGUCAUAGCUUUCUGUUAGGCUGAAUGCAAACAGGGGAGAGACACCAUUAGGUUGGUUUCCAUGAUGAGACCCGUCUUAUUUCUGUGUCUGCACAGAGUGAAUUUACUGGCAGGAGUGGGAGGGUUUAUUUUAAUUUUUUUGUUUAUUGGUUUCCAUCUCUUGCUCUGCUAAUUCCCUGCUAGAGCCUGCAAUAGUCUCCUGUCUGUGGCUAAAGUUCAAUUAAAGGACCACUAUAGUGCCAGGAAAACAUACUAUUUUUCCUGGCACUAUAGUGCCCUGAGGGUGCCCCCCCCCCUCAGGGUCCCCCUCCCGCCCAGCUCUGGGGAGAGGAAGGGGUUAAACACUCACCUUUCUCCAGCGCUGGGCAGGGAGCUCUCCUCCUCGGAUCCUCCGAUUCUCCUCCCAUUCGGCUGAAUGUGCACGUGCGGCAAGAGCUGCGCGCGCAUUCAGCCGGUCUCAUUGGAAAGCAUUCAUAAUGCUUUCCUAUGGACGCUUGCGUGGUCUCACUGUGAUUUUCACAGUGAGAAUCACGCAAGCGCCUCUAGCGGCUGUCAAUGACACAGCUACUAGAGGAAUUGGAGGAAGGAUUUAACCCAUUUACAAACAUAGCAGUUUAUCUGAAACUGCUAUGUUUAUUUAAAAAAAAAAAUGGGUUAACCCUAGCUGGACCUGACACCCAGACCACUUCAUUAAGCUGAAGUGGUCUGGGUGCCUAGAGUGGUCCUUUAACAGAUCAGGAGAUACAAACUUCUAAAGUAAACCUGCUGUACUGUUAAAAUUAAACUUUUUUUUUUUUUUUUUUAUGGAGGCUGUGUGAGUUACGGCCAGAGAAGGUGUUACUAGGGCAACAAAACAAAGUGAAUUUUAACAAAAUGGCAGGGAAGUAAGCAGCGAGACUGCAUGGGACAUGUACAAACCUUCAGCUGGAUGCAGCACAGUGGUUUGUACAGGCCUGUGGCUUAGGCCGAGGGAGGGAGGGUUUGUUUUCCUGGCAAGAUCCCUUUAAGAGUGCAGUAGAUUUCACAGUCUCAGGCAAGAAGACAGCUGCCAUGCAGCCAAGGGCAAACAAACUAAAAAUGUUGGCUAGCGAUAAUGGAACCACUCCAAAGAGGACUGGGACAACCCACACAGGUCCAAAGGAGGUACGGGGGUCCAGCCAAUAAAAUCAGAGCCCCAGGUCAGGAGAUUGGCCACUUCAGGUGCAUAGGGCCUCACAGUCAAAGAUCUGGAGUUCCAAUAAUAUAUAGACAAAGUCCUACAGAGAGAGUCCAGCAAUGUCAGAACGCAGGUUAAUAUCCGCUAUAAACGUCAUGGAAUUGGUGAAUUAUAUCGAUCUAGUAGCUAAAGCUGCUAAAGCCAGGAGUUCUCACAAAGACACAUCCAUUCAGCAUGACCGUUAGGCUCCGCACCCCGACUUACAUGUUUUUAAUGGCUUUAUGUGAAAUCUAUCAACUGUACUAUAAGCAUACUGCACAUGACACGUUAUUUGAGAAACUCUCCUAGAAUACAUGUGUUUAAUAAUAAUUACUCACCGAUUGCCAACCCCAGCAGGAAUUCUAUGUGGGUCACGGCCCACUGUGCUUGCUCUCUAGCCGUCCUCCGCUACAGCAGAUGCCUCACACAUGGAGUCCUGCAUGGCAUUCCACACACUGUGCCCAAUCCUCCGCAGAGCCUCCCAGGAGCAGCGUGCAGAACAGCAGGAUGGGAGAGAGGUUAACAUGGCAUCCCAUCCAUAGAAGGGACAUGGACGCCUACAAACCAGGGGGAGGCCAUCUCUCUUUAUAUAGACGUUUAAACAUCUCGCCAAGGGAGGGUUCCCACUCCUCUAUUUAAAUCCUGUCCACCCAAGGCUCAAUGCUAAGAUGUUUUGUAAAAUCCCAAGAGGGAGGCUCUAUUGUUAGUAUGUGCUCUUUAAAGACUUUAAGCCUGCUUCCUAAACCUUAACCUCCGCUGUCUGAUUUUGAGCUUGGCAUGCUUGACUGUGCCUCUAGAUUGUCCUAAGCCUGCUGCCUUGUUUUGACCUUUGCUUGCCAGACCCUUCCUCUAGAUAGUCCUUUUCCAUUUUGAUGCUUUCUGAGUUUGAGACUCUCUCUUAAAGUGACCAUUCCCUUGCUCUGUCACUCUCUCUACAUACUGAGUCCAUUCCCUCCAAACCGUUACAUGAUGUUAUGUGGUUUUUCAUUUUUUUUUUCUCUUUCUUUCCCAGAUAGUAAAGUAGAAAAGGUAUAGACCACUUGGUAAGUGCCCCAUGUAUAUUAAGUAAAAGUAAUUUUUCUUUAUACACCCCAUCAUGUUGAGUAUUAAGAUGCUGUAUGGAGGAAAACACAUUUGUUCAUUGAAAGGCAUAUUUUCAAAUCAUUAGCACUAUCAAGGUUUUUUCAUUUAAAAAACCAAAACAAAAAAAACCCGAUGCUUAGCUAAUCCACGUAUGCUUUGCAAUAUCAUUGAUAGUUGAUACGCUGAGCCAAAAAAUGCCUAACAAAUAUGGACAAAGCUUGUAUUGCUGAUGAGGAAGAUGAACAUCUGGGGACCUCCAGUUUUGAUGAAGCAGUGGAGGGCACCUAUAGUUUAAUACAGGGCUCGAUAAAUCCCAGGCGACGUGGCGCUUGGUAUGUCAGCACUUUAAGGCGGCCACCUGCAGGAGCAUUGUAAGCGGCGUGCAAGGGAGCAGUAAUAUACAUGCAGCUCCUCUAUGUUCCCUUGUGCACUGUUUAGUGAUGUUGGAAGCUGGAAUAUGACAUCACUCUGGCCCUGGCAUCACUACAGAGAGUGCGAGGGAGCAGAGAGGAGCUGCAGGUUUAUUACUGCUCUAUCGCACGCAGGAAGAUAGCAGUCCCAAAGGUAGGGAGGCUGGGUGGAUUUCAAUUAAAAUAAAAAUCUCAGUUUGUGUGUGAGAAAAUAUGUGUCUCUGUCUCUCGGUGUCUCUUUCAGGGUGUGUGUCUGUUUUAGGUACCUGACCCCGUCCAACUGCACGAGAAAGGUGUUUUUACUCACCUUUUAUCCCACGCCGUGCCUGUUUAGCCAUGACUAAUCCUGUCUCUGUGGCUGAAAUAAUUAGUCUUAAUGGUCGCAGCUAAGGGAGGAUAUUGCGCAUGUGCAGGAAAACAAUGUUCCAAUCAGCAUCUCCUCAUAGAGAUGCAUUGAAUCAAUGCAUCUCUAUGAGGAACAUUCAGUGUCUCCAUACAGUGCUUGGAGACGCUGAACUUAGGUGCUGAAAAGGCAGUGUUUACAUUGAAAGGUCUGCAGUUACAGGCUUUAGAUACCAUAACAACUGCAUUAAGCUGCUCUUAAGAAUUGCAUUUUCCUUGUUAAAAAUUAAACCUAAAAUGAGUUAUAAAAAAAACUGGCUCCUAACUUUUUCAGCUUUCUUUUAGAUUCUAAACAGAUUUGUCAGGCCCUGGUUUAAUAGCACAGUAAUCUCUGCAACAGUAUGUAGUUGUUAUGGUGACUGCCCCUUUAAUUAGAGUUAUGUUCAUAUUUUUUUUAUUUGCUAAUUGUAAUAUAUUUUGGAGAAGCUGUUUUUUCCAGGAUUAGCAUGCCAUUCUCUUUAUAUUUUAAUAUAUACAGAUAGAAAUUUUAUUUUGUGUUAGUUAAAUGGUUACCCUUUUGCUACUAUCUGUAAUGGCAGACCGUUUUGCAACAGUUUUCUCUUACCUGGGUCUGGCCAAGAUUCCUUUAAUGGCAGUUGAACCGCAUUUGGGAUUUGCAGAGAUGCAGAAGUCAGAUGCCAAUUCUGGCAUACAUUCAUAUGAGCUCAGCGCUCUCAGGCAAUGAAUGGAAAUCUGUGCAGAGAAUUUUCAUUAGCCAGUCCGGAUCUCUAGUUCCAGGCUAGCUAACAACGCUGCUGAAAGUGGAGUUAUACCAUUGCCAGCUAUUAUUUCAUAGAGAACACUGCAAAACAGGCUGCUUGCACCAUUACACUUAGAAACACUGAAGUGGCCAUGUUGCGGUGAGUAAAACUUUAAAGGAACACUAUACAGUCAAGAACACAAAUAUGUAUUACUGACCCUAUAGUGGAAAGUUAUAGGGUCAAAUUUAGCAUGUUACAUAUUUCAGUUUUUUCACAUUGAAAUUCGCCAGAUUGGUUACGUUGCCUUUGAGACAGUAUGGUAGCCCAGGAAUGAGAAUAACUCCCAUGCUGACAAACCAUUUGCAAUAGUAGACACCCCAUUUGCAAUACCUUGGGUUAUGUUCAGUCUUUUUUAGUAGCAACUUAGUCACAAACACUGGCCAAAGUUAGCGUUAAUAUUUGCUUGUGUGUGAAAAAUGAAAAAAACUAAUUUAAACACCAAUCUGGCGAAUUUCAAUGUGAAAAAACUGAAAUGCAAGCCUUAUAUUUGACUCUGUAACUUUUGAAAAUGCCAUAAAACCUGUACAUGAGGGGUACUGUUCUAAUCGGGAGACUUCACUGAACACAAAUAUUAGUGUUUCAAAACUGUAAAACGUAUCACAACAAUUAUAACCUCAAUGUAAGUGCCGUUUGUGUGUGAAAAAUGCAAAAAACUUCACUUUCGCUGAUGAUAUCAUUGUUGUAAUACAUUUUACUGUUUAAAAAACACUAGUUUUGUGUUCAGUGAAGUCUCCCGAGUAAAACAGUACCCCCAUGAACAGGUUUUAUGGUUUCUUUGGAAGUUACAGGGUUAAAUAUAGUGCUAGAAAAUUAAAUUCUCUGGACUUUAGGCCUGGGUUGUCAGGCAGGUCUCGCAAAUUUUAUUUAAUAAGAAACAAAUUAACUAGAAAUAUUACAUAGAUAUAUAUAUGUAGAAUAAAAUUAUAUAUAUAAAAUAUUGUGUAUUAAUAUUGUUUUUGUAUUUUAUUGUACCCCAAUGUACCAAUGCAAUGUUUUGUGGACGCAGGACAUACUUGAAAACGAGAGAAAUCUCAAUGUAUCUUUCCUGGUAAAAUAUUUUAUAAAUAAAAUUAUAUAUAGUGAUAUAUACAUAUAUAUUUAUGUAUAUAGAUCUAUUAUUUCGUUCUAAGUUUAUUUUGAUAUCAAUCUAUAUAUUAAUAUCAAAAUAUAGUUAUAACUAAAUUACACACAUAUAUAUUUUAUUUUAUUUUGUAUUUUUUUUCAUUUUUAGCAUAUUUUUUUUAUAUAUAUAUAUAUAUUAAUAUUAAAAUACACUUAGACAGUGUGUGUGUGUGUGUGUGUGUGUAUAUGUUUAAAAUGUAAUUUUAAACUUUAACUUUAUUCCAGGCACUCCCCCUGCUGGCACUACUAUGGACGGCUAUUCCGUCCAUGUGAUCAUGAGGUCCCCACAAGGACCUCGCGAUCAUAUGGCCCAGGAGGGCUGGAUCAGAUGCAGGGGGACUUGCAAAUUCUGUUUAACUGAAUUUCUUAUCUCCUGCUCUGUUAAGGCUGCUCUUUCCCACACUUCACUAAUCACUAAUGAUGCAUUUACGGCAAUGAGGAAUGCAAAGGAGACCAAUGUAAACCACCCACAGCUUUUCACGACUUCCAGUUAGUGGUGCCAAUGUCUUGACUAUGUGUCUAAAGUGGGCAUACAUCCUUGGUACCUUCUAAAUGUACUGAAAGCAGGCAUGGUAUAAGUAGAGGUUGAAGACAGACACAAAGCCUUGUUACUCAUAUCUAAAGUUGCAACUGGCAAAACACUUCCUUAUGUGAAAAUUAGUCCUUUUUUAAACUGAAAAUGUAUGUAGACUUCUUGUAAGUAGUUGAGAAAGUGCUACUAAUACAGUAACAUUUAGACUUCCUGUUUAAAGUUCAUGCCCCAUCAGUGAAUACUACUAGAUUGUCAGGGCUCAGCUGCUUUCACAUCCUUCCAAAUAUAAAAUGCUUUAUUUUCUGUCUACUCCAGCAACACCCAGUGGGGCUACUGGUUACUUGUUUUGCAGUUCUCAAUAGACUGAAGUUUUGUAUUUAUGCCAUCCUCUACAACCCUUUUUAUACAUUUCUUAUGUGCUUAUUACUUUGAUUAACAUAAAUCAUCUUCUGUUUCACUUCGGGCAUGAAUUUGAAGAGGUUAGGGAUCUCCCUAUAGAGUUUAGACAGCCAUUACGCUCGCUGUUAGCUGGCACCUUCUGGCUACCUGUGCUUGAGUUAGUAGGUAUUUUGCGGCACCCCUCUAUAUAGCUUAAAGGCGCUGGCGGGCGGCGCGCAGCAGGUUUAAACAAGGUGCUGUGGUGAUGGCUGCAAUGAGCGUCAGUAAAGAGUCCCGCGUCUUCACACAUUGUUGGUCGGCAAUACGAUUGAGCAGUAUAUUAUCACCUCUUGCGAUAGUAAAACCAAAGAAAAUGUGCCAAAGCGCGCCAGCUUCUCUUAACCCUGCCAGGUAACUUUUUCUUUUCUUUGGUUUUUACUAUAUAUUGGGGCUGAUGUGUACUGUAGUCAUUGAUGCCGGCCUAGUAGUGAUGGGAGUGAGCGCAGGACUUCUCUUUUUGUAUUUGUAUUUACUUUGUAUCACACAGCCUUGUUACAAUGCUGCCGCCCAUCCCAUGUGUUCCCUAUUAAGGGUUAAUAAGUAUAUAGGGGUGUAUAUAUGGAAAUACCCCUCUCUGUCUCAUAAGAGAUAUCUUUGCCAGAAGCUCAAGGAAGCAGGCUGAAGGGUCAGUGUAGGACCCGCUUUAGGGGGGUCUGCCUUGACGUUGGCAGGCGGACAUUCCCUCCAAUGGCCAUUGGAGCAACUAAAUGACCUUCAUUUGUCUAAAUAUACAUAGGGAUUAAGGAGAGAGCGCAGGUAACUUUUUUUUUUCCUUUUCUUUGGUUUUUACUAUAUAUUCAGGCUGAUGUGUACUGUAGUCAUUGCUGCCGGCCCAGUAGUGAUGGGAGUGAGCGCAGGUCUUAUCUUUUUGUAUAUGAAUUUGGAAAGAGUCUAAAAUGACUUUUCUAUAAAUUUUAUAAUUGCUUUUUUUUCUUAAAAAAAAAUGACAUACAUGUUGUUAAACAGCUGGAGAAGCAGCUGUAUUCUCAGAAUUGCAUUAUGGUCCCCAGCGAACCCAAGGGAUGUUUAUUUUAGCAUUUAGCUGUACAGGGAUGCAUGGGAAGUUUGCAUAUCCUGCUGCCAUAUGUGAAUGCGACCAGAAAUCAAGUGUAGAAGUAUAUGUUGUACAAAAUUGGGUCUUUAAUAGUUCUGAAUAUCCUUCCUUUGGCACAUAAUCUUAACUGCAAAACUUGAUUAAGAUCAUAUAGCGUAUGUAUUGAAUUUAGAACAAAAAUUACUAGAUUUAGGACGGAUAUAUUUUAAAGUCAACAUUUUCAUUUAACAUCAUUUCAAGAGUCAUUAUUUAAGAUUAAAACUGAUUUUAAUUGAAUUUUUUUUUUUAUUAGAACUGACUAUAAUCAGUUCCAAUAAAAAAAAAAAAAUUAAUUAAAAUCAGUUGGUUUUAUUUUCUUACGGUUAUAUUUUUAAAUUGUGAUAACACUGUAAAUCUCUAUGUUCAUAUUCUUAAAGUUGGUCUCUUAUCACAUAGAUUGAAUCUACAAUAGUGUUUUUUAAUAUCAGAAAUAUUCAUGUAACAUUGGGCAUUUUGGCCAUGCUGAGCAUCAUCAGAGAGUUCCAGUAACCAUUACUUACUUUCUACUUUUUAUUUCAGACUCUACAGCUAUUUUUUUUUUUAAAUGAUUAUUUUUUAUUCUUUAUUUUUGUUGUGCAUUAUACAUCAUAGAAGCUUGAUUAGACAUUUCAUAGACGUAAACAUGACAAAGUAUAAGGAUGUAAGUGUAAUAAGAAAUGUCAGAUACUGCACUUUUUAUAGUUAUUGAAAAAAGACAUAUUCUCGUGCAAGCAAGUAAACACAGAUACAGUAGCGAUGCCACAACAGCAUGUACCAGCAACGAACAACCAACAGCUAGUUAUUUGGGCGUGACAUAUGACAUUGAACAUUUUUAGAUGAUAUAAGAACUAAGAACGAGUUAGGCUAACAUGUCAAAGCGUCAGACAACAUAUGGUAUUAAAUUAACUGGUAGACAUGCGACUUUCAGGAACUCCACUCCCAACUAUGGCUAGUACUUUGUUAGGUUAACCCUAUUCUGUGGAUAAGAAGGUUAAUCAGGCAUGGUGGCUAUAAGUAAAGAUGUUUCAUAGCAAACUCCAGUUAUAUGAGGAAGGAACCAGGAGGACAUACCGUAUAUACUUGAGUAUAAGUCGAGACCCCUACUUUUACCAAAAAAAACUGGGAAAACUUAUUGACUCAAGUAUAAGACUAGGGUGGGAAAUGCAGCAGCUACUGGUAAAUUUCUAAAUAAAAUUAGAUCCCAGAAAAAUUAUAUGAAUUGAAUAUUUAUUUACAGUGUGUGUAUAUAAUGAAUGCAGUGUGUGUGUGUAUAUAAUGCAGAGUGUGUGUAUGAAUGCAGUGUGUGUGUGUGUGUGUAUAUAUAUAAUGCAGUGUGUGUGUAUAUAAUGCAGAGUGUGUUUGUGUAUGUGAUGCAGAGUGUGUAAUCUUGGUGGGGGGACUGGGCAUUUUUAUUUAUUUUUUUAAUUAUUAUUUUAAUAUAAAAAAAAAGUUGUAAAGGUAAGUAACAGCUCGCUCCCAGCCCCCAACAGGACCGCCCAGCUUGUAAUGAACCCGGCGGUCCUGCUCUGUAUUAUGGCAAUGUAAGUUGCCAUAAUACAGACCUUGACUUGAAUAUAAGACGAGUGGGGAGUUUUCAGCACAAAAAAUGUGUCAAAAAAACUUGUCUUAUACUCGAGUAUAUACGGUAGCUCCUUGGUACCUUAACUAAUUUUACAGGAGUAAGAGGUGAUGAGCAGAUAAAAAUAAUAAUACCAAUACAAACAAUAAAACCAAUAACAAAACAUGCUCACUGCACAUAUUAAAAUGUAGAAUCUUGUAAAUGCCAAAAUGUCAGCCAGCCUUAGGCAAGUAGCGAUAGAGAGCCGGUGUUUAGCCCUGUGUGAUAAAUGUAGCAUCAGCCAACACCCAUGCACGGGAAUACUUGGUGACCGUUGUGAGGCAUGAUAUCCCCCCCAACCCCAGGCUGUAGUGAGGGCUUGCAUCAAAACACCAGACUUGGGGGCUCGUGGCAGAGUCCAAGUCCAUCCCGCGUGGGACCUGACAGACGCUCCUGGUGUUCGGUCGCUGCCUGCGUAGUUGAGUCAUCUGCCGCUGUGCUCGAUGCUGCUGGAGUAUAUCCCCAUCGGCACCAGGAAUUCCACUGAGGCUUCCUUUGAUAUAUUGUGGGUACAGGGAUCAGCUGACUCCCUCACUCACAUAUAGACUGGUGGGCCGCAGGAUUGCCCCAAUUGGACGCUGACCAAGAGUAAUGGGGUACAGGAGAUCAGCAGGGUCUUCUAGAGUCAGAAUUAUUUGACAAUCAAGCAGUUUAAGAGACUCUAUUACCUGAAGUCUCCAGGAGCUCAUGCAGUGUGUGACCACUCUCUGUGCUAAACAGGCCCCGCCCCCUUAAAUUAUUUAUUUAUUCGUUUAAGUGUUUCCAUUUCGACCAUUUAUAACACACCCCUACACCAAAUAAGUGAGUAUAGCAAAGAAUAUUUAGUCUAUAUGAUCUAACUUCCCAAGAGGCCUUCCCCAAUAGCACCCCCUUAAACAGAUCUAUUUAUACACAGAUAUGGGAUACAGCUAGGCACUAUAAAAAGAAAAAAAUGGAACAGCACAUAGUGAUGUAUUGUAAUAUAAAGUGAAUCAAGUGACUAAUGAUUGCACUCACAAGAUGUAAAUUGAAUCAGCGCCUUGAGGCCGUCAAAGGGCUAUAGCAAUCCACUCUCCUUCUGUGUGUGUAUACACACACACCACUAGUGCCAGGCCCCCUCUGACCACUCUACAGCAAUUUUAUGUAUUAAAGGACCACUAUAGGCACCCAGACCACUUCAGCUUAAUGAAGUGGUCUGGGUGCCAGGUCCAGCUAGGGUUAACCAUUUUUUUCUAUAAACAUAGCAGUUUCAGAGAAACUGCUAUGUUUAUAUUAGGGUUAAUCCAGCCUCUAGUGGCUGUCUCAUUGACAGCCGCUAGAGGCGCUUGCUUGCUUCUCACUGUGAUUUUCACAGUGAGAAGACGCCAGCGUCCAUAGGAAAGCAUUGUGAGUGCUUUCCUAUGAGACUGGCUGAAUGCGCGCGCGACUCUUGCCGCGCAUGCGCAUUCAGCCAAGGAGGCGGAGAGGAAGAGGAGAGCUCUCCGCCCAGCGCUGGAGAAAGAGGUAAGUUUAACCCCUUCCUCACCCUAGAGCCCGGCGGAAGGGGGACCCUAAGGGUGGGGGCACCCUCAAGGCACUAUAGUGCCAGGAAAACAAGUAUGUUUUCCUGGCACUAUAGUGGUCCUUAAAUAAUUGCCACUAAGGAGUUGAAAAUUGUGAUAAAAAAAAAAAAAAAAAUGCCAUCUUCACACUGAAACCUUGACAGGUGCCCAAGUGGUAAUUGGCGAUUAUAGGGUUACUCUAAGCAUCACAACCCCUGGCGCCUUUUGUGGGUAAUUGUCCAGAGCUGCAGAAGCUGGAUGGCGAUCUAACUGGUCAUUCACUGGCUGAGAACGUCGUUUAGUUGUAGUAGUUUAGUUAGGUUAUUUGUAUUUUUUACAAGCUUUGUAUUUUCUCUGGUUUUGUAUUCAUGCACUAUUAAAAUUAAAAAAUUAAAUAACAUUUUUUAAAAACCUGUAUCUUUAACAACCACAGUAAUAAAUUAUCAAGUACUGUGACCUUUUAUUUUUUUUGAGUGUGAUGAUAUUUCAGCUAACAUUCUGCAACUAUGUAAAAUGCACAUCUUCUUUUCUAUUUCUAGGCAGCUAUGGCUCAUCAAGAUGCAGAGCCUUGGUACGCAGCACGGAUGUAUGCCAGGUAUUGGAAACAUUAUAGCCAAGCUAUGCAUUGGCUGUAUAGGCACAAGAGGGCAUACAGACUGGCUGUAGCUUCUCUGUGGUACCCAGUUGACACUUUUCAAACCAGUCGCUAUGCAGAUUGGGAAGGGGGGGAACAAUCUCGAAGAAAUGUCAACUCAAGGUCCCAAAAUCAGGCCGUUCAACCCAGAAGGACACGUCCAUGCUUAAAGGUGUCAGAGUCAAAAGAAAAGGUGUCUGACAUGGAAUGUGAACAAGAAGCAUCUGAUUCAGAAGAGGAGGGGAUUGAAUGCGACCUGAGCAAUAUGGAAAUCACAGAAGAACUGCGGCAGUAUUUUGCAGAGACAGAAAGACAUAGAGAAGAACUAAGUAAGUGCUCAUUCUUGGGUCUAUUUUAAAAUUAUUUAAGAGAUCAGAUUUCCAUCCCAUGAUGUCAAAGAUUUGAUUUAUAAAAUAGUUGAAGGCUGCAAAUGCAAUGCAAAGAUAAGUUUUAGUUCCAAAUGCAUCAUGUGUCGAUGUAAGAUCCCACACUGUUUUGUAUGACUAGCUGCCAACAUUUGAAAAAAAACUUUGCAGCACAGCUAUCAAUUACUACCUUGAAAAUUUACCACAUCCCACUGCCACAAAGCUCCGCCCACUAUGUCCAACCCAGAUAAUUAAUAUCCGCCUACUUAUCAGUGCAGAUUACAAGGUCUACUCAAUAAUGAGAGAAUUACAGGGAAUUGAGAUAGGAACUUCUGAAUUCCCAUCUCAAUUCCCUGCAAUUCUCUCAUUAUUGAGUAGACAUUUAUAACACAAUGUUCCCACCAACAAUACCAUGUAUCCUGGAAUGCGAUAGAUACAUUCGUAGCACUGCACAUAUAUCAGGCAGGUACAUUUUAUCACUUUUAGGUGAGUUGGGUAUCACUGGUGACACUGUCAGUACAAGCACAAAUAUAGAAAGACCUUAUGCAUAUGCGCUUUAGGCAGAGAGUUGUCUAUACCAUAGAACAUACAUUAGCUCACAAAAAUUAUUAUGUUGGGGAGUGAAUAUAGUAAAAAAAAAAAAAAAAAAGCUGAAAAUAGGAAAUGAAAGCUAUAGAAGAAGAAUUUACAGAAUGGAAUUAAUGAGGGAAAUGGGAGCAAAAAAAAAAAACAAAAACCAAAAAGUGGUUCUGGUGACUAUACUGGCACUUUAAUGUGAUGUAAAUUAGAGAUUAGUGCCACUAAUAAUAUAUUAGAUUGCCUACUCUCAACCAGAAGAGGACAAGAAGAUGAUGAUGGGCUCUGGCUGCAGUCUGGCUCCACGGGUUUGGUGUUGAACAGGCUCUCUGGAGGCUGUUUGUAACUGUGCUCACAAAAAUCAACACUUUAGGGAAACAGGAAGAAGCUCCAUUUUUGGGGGCCCCCAGGGCCUGACCGUGAGUGCGCCCACAAGGCAUAAGUUCACCUACGUGGACCAUCCAUGAGUUCGCUCACAGGGAAUGGAGUGUAUGUGUGUAGGGGAUUUGUUAUGUGUUAUUAUAGAGGAUGUAAUUUGUGUGUGUGUGCGCUCUUGGAAUGUAGUGUAUAGGGAUAUCGGUUUGUGGAAGAGAUGUAGUGUGUGUAUAUUGGGUGCAGAGUGUAUGUGCGUAAGGGAUAGAAAGCAGUGUGUGUUUGUCUUUAUUUUUAUUAUUAAAUUUAUUUAAUAUAAUAUAUUUUUUAAAGUUUUGUGUCUUACAUCCCCCUUUAGUGUAUCUCUUAAAAGCCUCUUGUGUGUCUCCUAUCCACCCUCUUUGUAUGUCUCCUACGUCCUCCAAAUCCCUUUAUAUGACUUACUCCCCCCAGCCCUUUUGUGUCUUUUACUCUUCCCAGCUCCUUUGUGUGGGUCUCUUUCACCCCCAGGUCCCUCUGUGUGUCUUUCACAAGCAACUCUGUGUGUCUCUCUCCCUUACCAACCCCACCCCCCACACACACACCCUUAGUGGUCCUCUGUCCUCUUCCCCCCCAACCCCCACUCUUAGUGGUCCUCUCCCCUCCCCACCUUGUCCUAUAGUGUGUCCACCCCGCUUCCCUGUCCCUUAGUGGUCCUCUAACCCCUCCCCCCCUUAUUUCAAAUGUAAGGCAAAAUAGUCAAACUGGAAACAUUCUGUGAGUAAACUAUUCAAGUUCAGCUACUCGGGCAAGUGAAUAACCCUGCUAUACUUUAAUCACAAAACAUAACCUCAUACGGGCACACAGUGAUGAGGCCCUUAUCCACAGCCAUUGACACCGCAAAUGUUUCAUGCUCAGUAGUUUUUGAUUACUAAUAUUAACUCUUUUAAUAUUGCUUUUCUGGGUAUAACAGUCCCUCUUGCUGGAUAUGUCUUAAACAGAUGGUCUACAAAAGUGUGCUAGAUUUUCCAGUGGAAUUCACUGUAGACCAUUUCAUUCCCCCACACACUUACUGGUUGAUUGAUGGGGAGUGGAACUAUACAUAUUAUUGGAAGGAGGAAGAUAUCGGAGCAGUGGAAAGGGAAAUAAUGAUGUGAACAAAUGUAGAGAAGUAAGUGGGAGUUAGGAAUAUCAGUGAAAAUCAAGUUGAAGAGGUUGUGCAUGUUAAAGUUUCUGAUAAAUCUGAGCUUAACAUCAAAUGUACAGCUAUGUAUAAUCCAUAUAUCACAACAGAACAAAAGCCUGAAAAAUUUACAUCUUGCUGUUAUCCUUUCCCCCUUGGACACUUGAUUAUCCCUCGCACUGCGGAGGUCAAGUGGCUGGUCCCUGAAAUACCAAUUAUUAUUUUUUUAGAGGGUUACUCGAACCAUCGUGACCACUUCAUGCCUAGUUGAACCCCCAGCACGCGUGAAUUAGCCAGCCCAGAACUCUCAGCUGCCUUAUGCCAAUUCUGUGAAUAAAUUAAAUAUGUCAAUUCUGUGGCUCUGAGACAAUUAUGUGCGUGCUAUGAGAAGCAUUUUAUUGGACCAUGGAGAGGGAGACUGUGGCAUUAGAUGGGGUGUAGAGAGUGGCGCUGGGAGCUUUGCCUGGUGCUGGAUUUCCGGUAAGUUUAAGGAUGGGGUUUUUUGUUUUUUUUUUAAAGGGGAAAACAUUGUAAUGUGCAACAGGGCAUUAGUAAUGAAAAUAAAGGGUUAGAGUCACAAUUUAAUAUUAGGGACACUAUAGUCACCAAAACAACGACCGCUUAAUGUAGUUGUUCUGGUGAGUAUAAUCAUUAUAUGCAGGCAUUUUCAUGCAAACACUGCCUUUUUAAAGAAAAGGCAGUGUUUGCAUUGCACCCUAGGGAUACCUCCAGUGGCCACUCCUCAGAUGGCCACUAAAGGUGCUUCCUGGGUCAGAUUCAAUGCAUCUCUAUGAGGAGGUACUAAUUGGCUAAAAAAUGUUUGGCCCGCGCCCGUGUUCGAUUUCAGCCAAUCCAAUGCUUUCCAUAUGGGAAAGCAUUGGAUUGGCUAAAAGUUGUACAUUUUGAUUGUCACCAAGGGGGCAGUUCGGGGUGGCGGAGCCAGGUCCAGCAGACCUGCGCCAUGCUGGAAAUAAGGUGAGUUUCAACCCUUUCUAAGAGGGUGCCAACCUAAAUGGUGGUUUUAACACUAGAAGGAUAGGAAUACGUUUGUAUUCCUGACCCUAUAGUCUUCCUUUAAAUUGUAUGUUUUAUCAAUGAAAACAUAUGUUAGAAAAACCAGAAGAACAAAAAUGUAAAUAUUGUUUUUUGGGGGUGCAUCUGUUAUUUCUGAUUGUACAAUCUGUUUUAAAAGGCGCAAUCGAAAAGGCUUAUGUAAAUUCAGUUUCACUCAGUAUCUUGAGAGAUAUACGUAUAACUUCUAUUUAACUUACAUCACUCUUGUAUAUCUGAUAUUAAAAAAAUAUGACCUCUAAUCCCCACAGACUCAGAACAUAUGUUAAUCUACCAUAGAUUAAUUUUAUAAGUUGCUUACGUGUACCUUUUUGGAACAUACACAAACAAAAAAAGAAGACUGACCUCUGCCACAUCUCAUAUAAUAAUAUGUACUAUAGGACAAAAUAGAGAUAUUGCAGAACAACUCCAGCUACCACUCUCUCCAGCAUUCUAUACAACAGGGGUGCGGUCCGGUGGCGGUCUUAGACGGCCGCGGCACCUGACCCGACCCCUAUUUAGCGAUACCUAUUGGGUGGUGCUAAAUGCAUGGGCAACCUGAUGGGCAAAUCACCGCGGAACCACAAUGAUGUUCUUGCGGAACACUAAUUGGGAAACGCUGCUCUAUAACAUUACAGAGUUCCUUUUAAAUGGACACUAGACACGUAAACCCGUCCAUCUCAUUGAAGUUUGUGUCAGGAGUCCCUUGAUGCCAUCCUUCCAUUCAGUGCUAAACAAGAGCCCCAUCAGCCUGUUCUGUUUGUGCUGCUUGAGCGAAUGAGAAAUGGGAGACGUGAAUGGCUGUCAGUGUUAGCAGCCUAUUGCUGGUAUGAAUUAGUAUGGCUAGAAGGAAAAGUGUAAUAUUCUCCUUAUCCAUACCUUUUGCGGGGGGUACCUGCUGCAGGUGGCCAUGGACCCACAUUCAGUGUAAAUGUCAAAGGGAAUUGAUGAACAGCGCCAGGGGGAUCCAGACACUGUAACCAGAUCAAUUAGGUGAAAUGGUUAUAGCUCCUAGAGUGUUACUUUAACUAUUAGAUUUAGGGUACCAUCCUCCUUGUGACAGUGUUAAAACAAAAAUAAAUAGGUUUAACUUUAAAAGAUACAAAAUAGUUCAGCUAAAUUUAAGCUAAUGGUUAAAUUAUCGAAUUUGUGGUUUAAAUCACCUUUUAUUUUUUUAAUUAAAUAUGCUUUUAAAAUUCAUGUAUGUUCCCAUUAAGAAUUUCAAGCAAAUACACCAAUAAAAACAAACAUAAAGUUACCUGUGCUCUGGCCUUAAUCCCUAUGUACAUUUAAACAAAAUGGAGGCUCUUUUAGUUUUAUUUAAAUAUCCAUUUGAAUAUAAGCUCACCUGCCAUGUCAAUUACACCGAUAGCCUCGAUUUCACCUUAGGAAAUAUGUAACUAAGUGAUGCUCUUGCUUUUUGGAGACGUAAAGUGCAAGCUUAGAUCAGGAAUUUCUAUCAGGGACUGUUUGGUAUUGAGCUUGUGUUCCCUGUGUCGUGAGUGCUUCCUCCAAAUCCUCAUUACCAUGCCUAGCUCAGCUUCCAUUAAACAUUGCAAUCCCACACUUGAAGGUUUCCAUAACAACAGAACUGAGUGCUUAGAAAGGCUCCAUUGACCGUAUUCAAUAGAGGCUCUUCAAGAAGGAGAGGACUGGAAGCCCUAGAAAAACAAAAAGGAGAAAACACUUGGUAAAAUGGAAUUACAGCAUUCUACAUUUAUAUCAGUAAUGGAAGUUUUAAGGACCCCCACCACACCCCACGUCAGUCACUCAAUGGGAGGAAAAGUAUAUGUUUUAAAUCCUGGUUCCUCAUAUAGUAUGGCAAUCAUGGAAAAUAAUAUAUCUCAAAUAACCUGCAAGCAUGUGUGUAAAUUGUAACAAACAGUGCAACUUCAACUGGUGGCUGGCAACAUCGUAGCUAUGGGUUAGUGUUUGGUUUAUUUUAAACAAAAUGUGCAGUGUGAUUGGUACUCCUAUGUGACUUGAUUCCUAUGCUAAAUGAUUCCACCUUGGUGCUAUUUGAAGGCCGUUUAAGUCUUUUGCUGGCAGAUUUCAAAAUUGAGCAGGGGAUUGGUCACUAGUACCAUUCACAGAGCACUUUCGCAGUGCCCUGUGUAUGGUCUGCCUGGAGACCAUAUCAGCCUUGGCACCUUCUUUAGGGUCAUGGGACAUGCACCUGUGACGGUCUGACCAGCUCCUAGCAGUGACCUGUGUAGGCUGCUAUCUUCUUUGCCCACGUCAGCCCUUUAAGGUGGGAAGGGGACACUGGCAAGUAUGCAAUGUAUACAUAGCCUAGGCAAGAAGUUUAGAUGGUUUUUGUGCAUGGAGCUCUUAACAUAUGUGCUUUGUUCUGUACAUGAGCUAUCCAACUGUGCAAAUGCAUCCACUUAGGAUUAAAGGGGCACUGUAAUGGCCUAAUCUGUAUUUUUAAUAUUUUUUGUGUGUGUGUUUUUUUUUGAAGCACCUCUCCCAAUUCCUCUACAUUUGGUUGUCCCCCUAGUCAUCCCCGUAUGCCAAGUAUUCCCUACUUUGUCCUAUGUUUUAAAGAAAACUAAAUCAGAAAUAAAGAAAAGAACAGAUUCUGAGAGAGGAUAAGAAGAAGCGUUUGGGAAAAGGGAAGUUCAGUGUGGCAGUGCUGCUUUAAGGCUGGCAAAGCAGCGUGAUUGUUGUUCUAGAAUAAAUUGAGGUAUACUUGUUGACCAACGCUGUCUGGUUAUUAUGCAGAUUAUAUUUCAGGCACAUUUUUAAGGCAAACUGUAUUUUUUUUUUUUUCCGUUUAAUAUUAAUCUCAGAAGGAGAAUGCCAGUGAGUGGCGUUUUCUUGUCGGAUGGUGCAUAGAGGUUCUAUCUGAAAUCAUACUUAUGGUCAGAAACUGGCAUUGCUGACAUCAUGUCUUCAUUGUUUCGCAAUGUAGAGUUUAUGACCAUUGUAUGUUCAAUGACAAUUUUGCAAGAAUGCAUGUUACUGGUAAACGGUAGGAAGUAUUUGUCUUCAAUAUGUGUUCAGCAACAUCUGCAGUAAUAGCCCCCAUAUAAAAGCUUGUUGGGUUCUCUGGGGGCUAAAAGACCUUUUUGGAGGGUGCGCAUUACAGUUUUCCAACUUGGAAUUUUCCCAGCUGGUCAUCAUGCACCCAUGUCCUAUUUGGGACAUUUUUGAAGCCGGCCAAUGUAAUUUACCCCAAUCAAACCAUAUAUUUUGAAAAGUAGACGUCUUAGGGUAUUUGAAAUGUGGGUAUUUUAACACUUUCCAUGCACUAAUUAUACCACCAGUCUUUGUCAAACUUUAGGGUAGUUGUUUUUUUGUGUUGUUUUUCUCUCAUAUUGUACUUUAGGCAUGGAUACUCCGUUCCUGUUAUUUGUUCCUGACAAAGAACACCCCAAUAUGUGUUCAGCAACAUCUCCUGAGUACAACAGUGCCCCCGAUGUACAGGUUUUAUGGGUUUUUGCAAACUUAUAGGGGUUAAAUGUAGGGCUUUCCCUUUUCCAUGUUUGCACAUUGAAAUGUGCCAGAUUGGUUUGCUGGGCCUAUGUUGCCUUUGAGACCAUAUAGCAGCCCAGGAAUGAAAAUUAACCCCAUCAGGGCAUACUAUUUGUAAAAGUAGACAACCCACAGUAUUCAAAAUGGGGUAUGUCCAGUCUUUUUAGUAGCCACUUAGUCACAAAUCCUGGCCAAAAUUGGCAUUUAUAUUACUUUUUUUGCAUUUUUCACACAUAAACUGCCAUUUCACUUAUGAUAGUCUCAGUAUGAUACAUUUAACUGCUCUAAAAGACUCGUAUUUGUGGAGAGUAAUGUCUCACGAGCACAACAGUACCCCGUAACCCUUUCCCGACCUCUGACGUGUACGUCUGAUAAAAAACGUCAGUUAAAAAUGACCCGGGUACACACCUGGACCGGCGAUCCUGGUCCAGGGAGACUGCCCAAGAUGCCAGCAGUCCCCCUCUGGCAGCUCUGGCCCUCCAGGGCCACGUGAUCACCAUGACCUCAAUGCAUCGUGCAAUACCCAUAAAGCAGCUGGAUGUGAUCACGAUCACUUGCAGUGCUCAAAUUAGCCGCGGACGUAUGUCUGCGGUCCUUAACCCCUUAAAGGGACACUAUAGACAGAGUAACAACUACAGCUUAUUGUAUUUGUUCUGGUGAGUAGAAUCAUUACCUUCAGGCUUUUUGCUGUACACACUGUCUUUUCAGAGAAAAUGCAGUGUUUACAUUACAGCCUAGUGAUAACUUCACUGGCCAAUCCUCAGAUAGCUGUUAGAGAUCCUUCCUGGGUCAUGGCUGCCUAAAAUGCAUCCAAACAUUCAGUAUCUCCUCCCUCUGCAUGCAGACACUGAACUUUCCUCAUUGAGAUUCAUUGAUUCAAUUCAUCUCUAUGAGGAGAUGCUGAUUGGCCAAGGAUGUGUUUGAAUCAUGCUGGCUCUGCCCCUGAUCUGCCUCUUUGUCAGUCUCAGCCAAUCCUAUGGGGAAGCAUUGUGAUUGGAUCAGGCUACCACUUCUGCUGAAACAGGGACAAAGCAAGCAGCUCCAGACUUGAAUACAAGUAAGAUUCUACUAUAUCUAGGGAGGCAUGAGGGGACCAGGGUGGCUAGAUGGUGGUUUUAACCCUACAGGGUCAGGAAUACAUGUUUGUGUUCCUGACCCUAUGGUGCUCCUUUAAAACACAGUUUCAAAUGAAGUAUAUACUUAGAUAUCAUAUAUAUAUAUAUAUAUAUAUAUAUAUAUAUAUAUAUAUAUAUAUAUAUAUAUAUAUAUAUAUAUAUAUAUAUAUAUAUAUAUAUAUCAAAAUCUAAAUAGGUUAUGGUGGGGAAAAAUUGUGAUUCAAAACCCCUUCCACCUGAAGUAUGUGGAUAGUUAAUACAAUGCUAAACAAAAAUCUGCACACCAGUCAAGCCAUAAGACUUGCUUUUCCCACAGAAAUCCCAAAACAGCAGUGAUGUUACAACCGCAAAGGAUUCUGGGUGGGCAUAUGCAAAUUAGUUUAACAAAGAAUCAAAUUUUUGCCUCAUUCCAUUUUAAACAUGGAUUCCUUUGAAUUUGUGUUUGCAGUAUACAACUGCUUGGAACACAAUUUAGGAUAAGAUGCAAAACCAGUGAACCACUCAUGGACAGCUGUUUCGUUGUUAAUGCAACUCUUCAGCAUGAGGUUGGUUACUGGUUUGCUAAUUGAGGCUUGGUAGUGCUUGGGAAGCAAAAUCUAAAUAGGUAUGCUAUCCUGCGGUUGUAACAUCACUGCUGUUUUGGGAUUUCUGUGGGAAAAGCAAGUCUUAUGGCUUGACUGGUGUGCAGAUUUUUGUUUAGCAUUGUAUUAACUAUAUAUAUAUAUAUAUAUAUAUAUAUAUAUAUAUAUAUAUAUAUAUAUAUAUAUAUAUAUAUAUAUAUAUAUAUAUAUAUUCCAUCUCAAAAUACACAUAGAACGAAAUAAUAUCUUUAUGCAUAAGUAUAUACGUGUAUAUCACUAUCUAUAUAUAAAUAAAAAUAAUUGUAAAAAAUGAUAUAUAUAUAUAUAUAUAUAUAUAUAUAUAGUUUCCAUUUUUAUAUGUAAUUUUUACAUAAUUAGGUCAUUUUAUUAAUUACAAUUUGCGGCACCUGCCUGACAACCCAGGCCAAAAGUCCAGGGAAUUUAAUUUUCUAGCACUAUGUUUAACCCUGUAACUUUCCAAGAUGAUAUCGUCAGUGAAAGUGACGUUUAUUUGCAUUUUUCACACACAAACGGCACUUACAUUGACGAUAUAAUUGUUGUGAUACGUUUUACUGUUUUGAAACACUAAUAUUUGUGUUCAGCGAAGUCUCUCGAGUAUAGUACCCCAUAGUACUCCUCAUGUACAGGUUUUAUGGUGUUUUCAAAAGUUACAGAGUCAAAUAUAAGGCUUGCGUUUCAAUUUUUUCACAUUGAAAUUCGCUAGAUUGGUUACGUUGCCUUUGAGACCGUAUGGUAGCCCAGGAAUGAAAAUUACCCCCAUGAUGGCAUACCAUUUGCAAUAGUAGACAACCCAAGGUAUUGCAAAUGGAGUAUGUCCAGUCUUUUUUAGUAGCCACUUAGUCACAAACACUGGCCAAAAUUGGUGUUUAACCCCUUAAGGACCGGACUGUUUUUGCGAUGUUGUACAUUUGUGACCAGGCAUCUUUUUACACUUUUGUGGUGUUUGUGUUUAGCUGUAAUUUUCCGCUCUCUCAUUUACUGUUCCCAUACAAAUUAUAUAUUGUUUUUUUUCAUGACAAAAGGGGCUUUCUUUACAUACCAUUAUUUAUAUAAUCUCAUGUAAUUUAAUUUUUUUUAAAAAAAGAAAAAAUAUGAUGUUAAUUUGAAAAAAAUACAUGUUUUUUUACUUUUACUUGAAUAAUCUUUUACUCAUCUACAAAAGCGAAUGAAAAAAACUGCUAAAUAGAUUCAAAAUUUUGUCCUGAGUUUAAAAAUACCCAGUGUUUACAUGCUUUUUUGCAAUUUUUUUUGCAUGUUAUAGGGCUAUAAGUACAAGUAGGAUAUUGGUUUCAAAACAAACAUUUUUAACAUUUAUCAAUAGUGACAUUGUAACACUAUUAUCUGUCAUAAAUCUCUGAAUAACACCCCACAUGUACAUAUUUUUUUUAAAGUAGACAACCCAGGGUAUUCAAUAUGGGGUAUGUCCAGACUUUUUUAGUAGCCACUUAGUCACAAACACUGGCCAAAGUUAGCGUUCAUAUAGGCUAGUAAGCCUUACUUCAGUAGUGGGGAAAGUGAUGGAAAUCAUGUUAAAGGAUAGGAUUGUUGAACAUCUAAAAACACAUGGAUUUCAAGAUCAGAGACAACAUGGGUUUACUUCAGGGAGAUCAUGCCAAACUAAUCUUAUUGAUUUUUUUGAUUGGGUAACUAAAAUGAUAGAUCAGGGUGGUACAGUAGACAUUGCUUACCUAGAUUUCAGUAAGGCUUUUGACACUGUUGCACAUAGAAGGCUUAUCAGUAAACUGCAAUCUUUAAGCUUGGAUUCCAGUAUUGUUGAAUGGGUAAGGCAGUGGCUGAGUGACAGGCAACAGAGGGUUGUAGUUAAUGGAAUAUAUUCGAAGCUUGGACUUGUCGCCAGUAGGGUACCUCAGGAAUCUGUACUUGGACCCAUUCUCUUUAAUAUUUUUAUUAGUGAUAUUGCAGAAGGUCUUGAUGGUAAGGUAUGUCUUUUUGCUGAUGAUACGAAGAUAUGUAACAGGGUUGAUGUUCCAGGAGGGAUAACCCAAAUGGCAAAUGAUUUAGGGAAACUAGAAAAAUGGUCAGAAUUGUGGCAACUGACAUUUAAUGUGGAUAAGUGCAAGAUAAUGCAUCUUGGACAUAAAAACCCAAGGGCAGAGUACAGAAUAUUUGAUAGAGUCCUAACCUCAACAUUGAGGAAAGGGAUUUAGGGGUGAUUAUUUCUGAUGACUUAAAGGUAGGCAGACAAUGUAAUAGAGCAGCAGGAAAUGCUAGCAGAAUGCUUGGUUGUAUAGGGAGAGGUAUUAGCAGUAGAAAGAGGGAAGUGCUCAUGCCAUUGUACAGAACACUGGUGAGACCUCACUUGGAGUAUUGUACACAGUACUGGAGACCGUAUCUUCAGAAGGAUAUUGAUACCUUAGAGAGGGUUCAGAGAAGGGCUACUAAACUGGUUCAUGGAUUGCGGGAUAAUACUUACCAGGAAAGGUUAAAGGAUCUUAACAUGUAUAGCUUGGAGGAUAGACGAGACAGGGGGGAUAUGAUAGAAACAUUUAAAUAUAUAAAGGGAAUCAAAACCGUAAAGGAGGAGACUAUAUUUAAAAGAAGAAAAACUACCACAACAAGAGGACGUAGUCUUAAAUUACAGGGACAAAGGUUUAAAAAUAUCAGGAAGUAUUACUGAGAGGGUAGUGGAUGCAUGGAAUAUCCUUCCAGCUGAAGUGGUAGAGGUUAACACAGUAAAGGAGUUUAAGCAUGCGUGGGAUAGGCAUAAGGCUAUCCUAACUAUAAGAUAAGGAUAGGGACUAAUGAAAGUAUUUAGAAAAUUGGGCAGACUAGAUGGGCCGAAUGGUUCUUAACUGCCGUCACAUUCUAUAUUUCUAUGUUUCUAUAUUUGUUUGUGUGUGAAAAAAGUAAAAAACUAAAUUGAACGCUAAUUUUGGCCAGUGUUUCUGACUAAGUGGUUACUAAAAAGGACUGGACAUACCCCAUUUGCAAUACCUUGGGUUGUCUUCUUUUGCAGACGCUCUCAAAGGCAACGUAACCAACCUGGCCAUUUUCAAUGUCAAAAUAUUUGACCCUGUAACUUUCAAAAAGGCUAUAAAACCUGUACAUGAGGGGUACUGUUAUACUCAGGAGACUUUGCUGAACACAAAUAUUAGUGUUUCAAAACUGGAAAACGUAUAACAACAAUUAUAUCAUCAGUAAAAGUGCUGUUUGUGUGUGAAAAAUGCAAAAAAAAAAAGUAACUUUCACUGACAAUAUCAUCGCUGUGAUAUGUUUUACUGUUUUGAAUCACUAAUAUUUGUGUUCAGCGAAGUCUCCCGAGUAAAACAGUACCCACCAUGUACAGGUUUUAGGGUGUCGUAGAACUUUACAGGGUAAAAUACAGUGCUAGCAAAUUAAAUUCUCUGGAAUUUCGGCCUGGGUUGGCAGACAGGUCCCUCAAAUUGCAAUCAAUUAAAUUACUUAAUUAUGUAAAAAUAUUACAUAAAUACGCAUAUUUAUAUAUUUGAAGUCUACGUGUAUAUUUAUAUAAUUAUUUAUGUAAUUUUGUAUAUGGACAUAUGUAUAUUUCGUAUUAUUUUUAUUUAUUUAUUUAUAUAUACAUAGAUAAAUAUACAAUUUCAUUCUAAGUGUAUUUUGAUAUAAAUAUAUAUUAAUAUCAAAAUACAGUUAGAACAAAAUUUCAUAUAGAUAUAUAAUUUUUUUAUUAUUUUUACAUUUUUUUAAUUUAAAUUACUUAUUUGUAUUUUAUAACAUAUAUAGUUAUAUAUAUACACAUACACGUGUGUAAUUUAAUUAGUGUAUUUUUAUAUUAAUAUAUGUACAUAUUAAUAUAAAAAUACACUUAGUAUGACAUAUAUAUAUAUAUAUAGAUAGAUAUAAUAAAUGUCUAUCAUAUUUAUAUACACAUAUCAUUUUUUUUUUUUUAAUUAACAUUAACUUUUAUUUUUUAUUUUACACUAGCAGGGAGACUGCCUGUCAGCACAGACCGUCCCGCUGCAGGCAGACACAUGGACACCUAUUGUGACCAUGUGAUCACUCUGUUGAGUGAUCACAUGGCCACAGGGGUCCUAAUCCGCCAUCAGGAGACUGUCUGGGCUGCAGGCAGUCUCCCCACACCGGGAGCAACGCCGAUCACCGGUGGCGAAACGACGGCGAUCAUGUAAGUACAUAAGACCGUUAGGACGGUUCAGGACCGUCACUGGUCGGCAAUGCAAAAAUGCUGAUGACUGUCCUGAACCGUCCUCGGUACUUAAGGGGUUAAAUUCAUUUUUUGCCUUUUUCACACACAAACAAAUAUUAACACUAUAUAUAAUAUAGUAUGAAUAGAAGACUUGCUGGCACUCCUGGGUUUUCAGUAAGGAAAUUUUAUUGUCACAAGUCGACGUUUCAGUUCCCAAUAUGAACUUUUAUCAGGCUGACUCCAACCUCUCCUUCACCCUUCAUGUCUGAUCAAUCGCCAAAUCCUGUCGCUUCCAUCUCAAAAACAUAGCGCGCCUCCGCCCCUAUUUAACGCCUGAUGCAGCUAAGGUGCUAAGUUAGAUGUAGGGCUCAAUUUAAAAUUCUGGUACUUGCUUACAAGUCCCUACAUAGUGUGUAAUGCUGCUCCGACCUACCUAUCCUCCCUAAUACACAAGUAUGUCCCGUGAGGCCCCUGCGCUCUGCCAAAGACUUACGUCUAUCCUCUAUCAGUACUCCCACCUCUGAUGCUCGCCUCCAAGACUUCUCCAGGGCUGCACCUCUUCUGUGGAACUCCCUACCCUUCUCCGUAAGACUUUCACCCAGUCUCCACUCAUUCAAAAAAUCAUUGAAAACUCACUUCUUCAAGAAAGCAUAUCAAUUAAACUGUUAGCAUUUUUUUAUCCCCUGCCCCCCAUGACUCUCCUCUCCUGCAACUGUCAAAAAUUACCUAAUAAACCCUCAGUGAAUAAUUUUCUAACAACCUACUUAGUACCCCUACUUUUACCCUUUGUGUUACUAUACCCCACUCCCUCUAGAAUGUAAGCUCAUUGAGCGGGGCCCUCCACCUCUCUGUUCCUGUGCGUCCAGUUGUCUGGUUACAAUUACAUGUCUGUUAGUCCACCCAUUGUACAGCGCUAUGGAAUGUGAUGGCGCUAUAUAAAUACAAUAAUAAUAAAGAUCACAUUUUGAUAAUUUGUCUAAAUGUAUAGGUCUCCAAUUUCCUCUGGAAAGGUCAGAAUGUUAACUUGUUAAUCUUUAUCUUAUAUGCUGUUGUGAGCAAUUCUGAUAAAAUAUAAAAUUGUUUCCCACACUCUAUCUCAAGCGGAUAUGUAUACUUUUACUUUGACCAUUUAAUUUUUUGUUGUAAUGUUGACCCCAGAGGAGUUAGCUGUGUAUCUUCAUAAACGCUUAGUGUUUUGUUGUGGGAACGCCACCUACUCAUUUUGCUAUUUGUUGUUUUAGUUUUGUCUGCCCAGCAGGGUUUUGUCUCUGUUGCUUUUAGUUAACCACAAAUCUGUCAGAAAGACAUAUAUAGAGAAUUGAUAAGAUUUGCAGAUCUGUCUGCAGUUUGUGGGGAAUAAAACAGAUUUUAAAAAUGUACCCUUAAGUUGCUUCUAUGUGUAUAAUUUAUUGCUCAACAGAUGGUGUUGAGGACCCUGCUCAAACGAGCUUCCUCUCUAUGAGCUGGGUAAAGUGACACAACAGGUAAGGGUAGAAUGUGUUUCAUGUACAGGAAAAGUAGGUUGUUUGAAUAGCUUACAAUGAAGGGUUAGGUUUUUUGGCUGACACCGUUGCACAACAGGGAGGCAAAGCUAUUAACAGUUUAAUUGCUAUGCUUUCCUAAAUAAGUGAGUUUUCAAUGUUUUUUUUCUUUUUUUUUAAGAUAGGGGCAAGAGCAUAAUGAAGCAGACCUUAUAGAGUCAUGAACGUCAGCGUCAGAGGUGCGAACAUGAACAGAGGAUAGACGCAGGUCUUCGGCAGAGCGUAGGGACCUAGAUGGUUCAUAUCUGUGUACUAAGGAGGAUAUAUAGGAGGCAGUGUUAUGUUGAGCAGGGAUUGAUCUAUAUAUUAUUAUUCCAGAGCUGAUUAUGAUACAGAUAAUCGGUAGCCUUUUGAGCUGAUUGCCCAUAAUCUAUGCCAUUAUUCUGUACAUGUAAAAUUUUGAAAAAGCAGCACAAUUUCCAAACAAACCUUUUCAUUAACUGAACAAUGAAUAUCGACUCUAACAAUCGUCAGAACCCAUAAUCGGUCUAUUCCGAAUUGUAGAGAUAUUUUAAAUUGAGCCCUAUAUCUUAUGGGGAGCCAGUGUAGAGAGAGAGAAAGAGACACACACACACACACACUUUUAUGGGGCGGGGGGGUUUCAUUUGGGUCACUUGAGAACUGUGAUAAGUGAUGCUAAUGCUGCCUGGGGAAUAACCUUUUAGGUCUGCUAGUAAGGGCAGUAUUUUUUUAAAGUAAACUGAAAUUAAAUAUUGAAAUUCCUAUCGGACGGUAGCAAGGGUCUUCUAAAGGCCCCGUGCACAAAACCUUUUACAUAAGUCUAAAACCAGACCACUUUAUUAAAAGGAACACAAUGGCAUUAGCAAUACAAAGUUGUAUACUUUUUUUUUUUUUUUUCCACUUACCUCUUUCCAGCAUGAGGUUCUCGGCACUGGAUCGAUCUCCUUCUUCCACAACGUGACAUCGAUAGGGGUAAUCUGAUGUGCAUGCGCGGUGAGUGCUGCACAUGCAUUAGACCUUCCCCAUAGGAAAUCAUUGAGUCAGUCCUUUCCUACGGGGAUUUUAAAGAUGCUGGACAUCCUAUUCGCAAAGUUAAGCUCAGGGAAGAGCCAGAAAGCUACUCUGGUAACUGACUGGAAGACAGCCAAUAUAGGUUGUACUAACCCUGCAAUGUAUACAUUGCAGUUUCUCUGUUUUCAUUUUUUACAUUGCAAGAUUAAGGGGACAAGAGUACUGCAGUCAGACCAUUUCAAUGCAUGCAAACUAUACAUGCCUAUAAUGCCCUUUACAGUGAAGUGGUCUGGGUGAGUUUAAAUAUCUGUUGCAUUCCUUAACAAUGAUAAAUAACAGAUGAUGACCUAUAUUCAUUGUUUUAAUCACAGCUGCUUUGAUUCUUGGCUCAUGCAUUUCUUUCACGCUCUCAUCUCUCACGGGUGGAUUCCCUGAAUAGUUGCUUUAUAAUUUAUUUAUUUUUAGACUUAAGACUUAACAAAAACUUGAUUGCUCCUCAGUUUUCAGUUCUGGAUUCUUAAGUUUUUUAAAUGCUUUCAGCCAUGUUAAUGCGUCAGAAUUCAUAUUAUCAAACACAAAUAUAAUAACCUGCUGCAUUAAUUCACUAAACUAUCCUAAUGGAAAACUCCCCAAUCUCCUUUCCAAAUAGUGCCUGUUUGGUGGUCCUGGGACUGAGUGCUACCCAAGCGAAGUGUUACCGGACUGCCGCAACCCACUAUCAUGCACACAGUUCCAUGCGAUUCCUGGGUAGUUCCCGGUCAGGCACACUGUGACUGCAGGAGCCUCUCCCUUUUCUCUGAUGUUUGAUGGGUGGUCCCUUCGGCUCCACUAGUGCAGGGAAGGGGAUAUUUCAGUGAUUAUAGUUAUUUUGUUGAUGUCCUAGCUGGGGGUCCUGCACCAGUCCAGGUCCAGUACAAUCUGUCACACACCUGACCACUUCUCCUGCUAUGUCUUCUAAAACAAAAGUGCCCACUGACUAAUACUGGAGUGUAGUUAUCUGAGAAAACCAGUAGUGUUAACACCUUUGCUUUAUCUGUGAAACAAACCAAGGUGUUUUAUUAUUGCGGUCCAUACAGUAAGGUGCAGUCCAAAUAGCAUAUAGCUUUUGUUUAAAUUACUGACCUUAAAAUGGCACUGUCACCUUCAUGGACCUUUCCUAACUUUGCAAAGAUAAUAUAAUAUGCCCACUAGUAUUGUAGUGAUUGACAGGAGAAGCUGAAAGUAAUUAUACUUAGCAGUAGCUCUACAUUGUUGGCGCCGCCAUCUUCUUACAAUGGACAUCUUCAGCUCCUGCAACUUCACCUGCCACGGGUUGCGUCCGUGUCGUAUUCUUGCACAUGAGAUGCAUGAGAAUGUAUCUCUCUCUCACACACACACACAAGCGUCACUUGCAACAGCUGUAUGAAUUGGCAAAACCUGAUAGCAGAUGCUCACCCCCAUCAGACAAAGUCUUUGUUUAAUUAUAUCUUUUGAAUGCACUAGAAUUUCAAGGACGCUCCUGCAAAGUUAGUCUAAGUAUUUCAAAAUGAUUUUAAAAGUGACUGAAUGUUGAAGGGGCAAAACUGCUAUAGACCUUUUGAACAGCAUUGGGUUCUGCUUACUAGAACACUCAGUGGGUUGCUAGGCAAUGAAUCUUUAGAAAAGAAAAGUGCUUAAUUAAAGCAUUUCAUCAUCUGAUUCCCCAAGUUGUAUGUUUUUUAACCAUUUAAUAGUGUUUAGUACUAUGUACACUUACAUAGCCGCCCCAAGAAAAUAUCCCCUGGCUGUACAGACUGUGUUGUGAUAACAUGUUUAAAGAAUUAAAGCAAAAUAGGUUUUAUAACAAGAAUUUGGUUUGUCUACAUUUGGCUCAUAGUUUGGCAAAGCCUCUUCAUUUUUUCCACUUGAUGCUUUUUUCUAUUUUUUCCUUUUUGCAACCUGGCACCCUCUUUGGAAGAGAUUUUGAAGAUUCCCACCUCCCUCGUCCCCCUCAUCAUCAUUUGUAUGCUUAAAUCGUGCAUCUGCUGCCAUUUACCAAGGAAAUACUGACUCAUGCCAGAAUUCAUUAUGCACAGUUUUUCAUCUGACACAUGGCAUAAAUAUCUGUUUGGAUUCAUUAAGGGACACUUGAUGUGUUAAAGGUUCCUAUCACUAAGAAAGCCAAAAUGUUCAUCUUCUGCUGCUGUACUACAACUCCCAUGAUUCUAGGCUGUAGAUCUGUAUAUAGCUUAUUGUUUCAAAUCACCUUUUUACCAUUUUUAGAGGGGGUGUUUAUUAAUCUCAGAUUAGUACUUAGCACAGAGAAAUGGAUAAAGUACGAUUGGUUUACAGAUGUUGGCAAGAUUAUUCACCCUAACUACGGUAUGAGUAAUUAGAUACAACUGGGGCCUUAUAAGAGUGAGAAUCUUAGUUUUUCUGACAUUAAAAUGGCACUUUCUUCAGCUCCUGCAACUUAAUCUGCCACAGGUUGCGUCUGUGUCGUUUUCUUGCUCAUGAGAUGCAUGAGAAUGUAUCUCUCACAUAGACACACACAAGCGUCACUUUGGUGCAAGAAAUAUAUCACAACAUGCGAAAUCCCUUUCACAAAGUUAUGCAUGCAGUGGUGUGGCGUAUCAUACAUUUUGAAUACAUUGAGUUUACACCUUUGAAUAGGGGUGGCCUGUCUUCCCCCAUGCCGUUUCAGAACUUCAGCUCCUAUGAUGCUUUGUCAGGCUUGCUGCAGGCACUCUGAAUAUGUAUGUACAUGAUCAUUGUGCCCCAGUGUACUUUAUUAAUCCCUACAUGCUGGACAAUGUAAUUGAUAAUUAACAAAAGUAUGAUGAUUUGAGUGCGUUUAAUUUUGUUUGUUUUUUAAACUUACAUAAGCACUUUGCAAAUUGCAACAACACUAUGAUUUUUCUUUUUAUAGCUGAGUGGAAAUAAUAAUCUCUCCAUGUUGUUUCUACGCAGUCUGUUUGGAUGAGGAUGUUUCGAUGGUGUGGCAAUAGGAAAUGGCUAACCACAUUUAGCGUACCUCUCUUUGAAACAUAGGAAACUUAUCCAGCAUGAUCUUUGAGGAGCCUGGGAAAACCACUUGUGUUGCUUCAUCGCAGUGGUGAUAAUCACUGGAAAACAUUAAAGGACCUUCUAGACACAGACAUAACUGUUUUUCCACAAGAUGACAACAUUUUAAUUGUAGAUGUUUACUAAUACCACUCACAUGUCCCCAUGUUAAAACAGGCCUAGCAAUAAAAUGUUUACUUGAUUUAAAACAAUAUUUUAGCUGCCUUUUCCCGAGUGCUUACAGACAUUCCGAAAUGGACCCCACCAUUCCAAAUGUUAGUAGAAUCUAUUUUUCACACUUCUAAAUCUGUCACUGAUCCAAACAAGACGUUAUCAGUAAUGUUCCCUUUAACUAUGUAUAAUGUAGCCAUAGCUCUGCGUGAUAAAUCACUAACAGCCAUUGUUCAUGUGAUUUAAACCCAGCUUGUUAAUUCUGUUAUGACAGAGUGUUGAUGAUAUCAGGCCUGGAGACUGUGUUUAUAUACAUUGAAGAAGUAAUGUCACACUUUGUAAAGCUCCUAACAUUCCCAGUGCAUCUGCUGCCCACUCAAUCAUAUACACAAUUUUUUAGACACUAGAGCCUAAGGCAUUUCAUUUUAAGCACAAUAUACAUGAUCUUUUCUAUUCUGCUCUCAACGUUUUCCUUAACUCAGUAUGUUCCAUAAUAUUUUUUGUCUUCAUAUAACACUGCUUAGACACUGUUGGACAAUGAGAAUGGUAACUGGGAGAAGGCAAUAGCAUUAUAGUUGACAACUGGGAUAGAGGACUACAGUGGUAUCUGUACUUAUCCAUGUUUUUUUUGUUUGUUUUUUAGAAGAGGUCUCAUAGCUGUGAAUUUAAAAAAAAGUCAAGUAAAAUGUAGGAAUUUUGUUAUGAGAUGUCAACACAGAUCCAACCAAAAGUGUGCAAUAGUUAUUUUUCAGUGUGUUUAAUUGCAUAUGUCCUAAUUUCAGAGAAACAACAGGAACUUGAAGCAGAAAUUCACGAGCAGUAUGUUGACGCAGAUCAUGGGCUACAUAUUGCCACAAGACGAUCAACACAGCCUCCUUCAGAGAGACCAGGGGAGAGACGCAAGGAAGGAAUGAAGAGACUAUAUGGCGAGGAUGCAGCUAAAAUUCAAGGAAUGGAGACUGCAAUACAGCUCAACUUUGACAGGCAUUGUGAUAAAAAGCAGCCCAAGUAUUGGCCCAUCAUCCCAUUAAAAUUAUAAACCUUUGGGGCCUAUUCCGAAACACCAUUAUGGAAAUGUUAUAUAAACAACUACCCAGCUGUGCCAACACGUGUCAACAAAGUUACUGGGAUUUCACAUUCCCAAAUGUCCUGACAUGUACUACAUAUUUCUACAUGUACUGACCUCUAGCGGGUGGUUUACAACAACCAUAUAUAUUGCACAUUUGGAUUUAGUCAUUAUCAUUCAUGAAGUUUAUUGUACUGUUUUCCCAAUAUAAUAAAAUAUUUUUUGUUAAACAGUUCUUUAGCAUUAGUGAUAAUUUGCUUUUGAUGUAUUAUACAUCUGUAUAAAGACACCAGGUAAUUAACCCCUUAAGGACUAAGCCAAAUGUUUUGUUUUGAUCAAAAUAAAACGUAAACAAAACUUGGAAUUUGACUAUGUCUGUUCAAUAGUGAUGUCCCAAACGGUUCGCCACGGACUCAUCAUUGAGUAAACUUUGACCCUGUACCUCACAGUCAGCAGACACAUUCCAGCCAAUCAGCAGCAGACCCUCCCACCUCCUGGACAGCAUCCAUUUUACAGUCAUUGUGAAGCUGCAUUCUUAGUGAGCUGUCCAGGAGGUGGGAG